GCAGACCAAAAUCCCAAACAAGGAAAUGGUGGGGGAAUAAAACGAGCAGAUUAUUUAAUUAAUGCAUGUAAUAAUUAAUAUUUUAUUUUAUUGUAAAUUAAGACUUAUUUAUGGGUUAAAAUGGAUUACGACUUCAAAACAAAGCUGGCGGCCGAGAGAGAGAGAGUAGAAGAUCUGUUCGAAUAUGAAGGUUGCAAAGUGGGUCGAGGCACCUACGGGCACGUUUAUAAAGCUAGGCGCAAAGACGGGUAAGAUGACCGUGAUGGUUAUUGUUUGUGCUGAUAUGAAGCUGGCUGCAGGACGAGGUUUGAGCCCGCUGUCCUCGGCGGAGAGUCGAGCGGGUUAGCGUUGGGUCUGGAGCUCCUGGAGCCACAGAAAUAUAUAACCUCGUUGUGUGUAUGUGUGUGUCUGUGUUUGUGUGUGUGUGAGUGUGAUUGUGUGUGCGUGUAUCUGUCUGUCUGUGUUUUUGUUUUCAUGUAACGCUCUCACUCACUCACCAACCGUCCCCCCUCCCUUUCUCCUCCCCCUCCGUCUCACCCACACCCCCAAAACAACAGCAUGAAGCUAACGCGGUUCUAAUGUCUGAUAUCUGACUGUCUGCUCGGUCCUAUCACUGCAGCAGGAGGGCAACCUGCUUGAUGCCUGCUGGUUAUCUGCUGGUUACUGUGUUUAUCGGGUAGGACAGAGGGACACAGGUCCCCUUACUGCAUAGGGACACUUUAGGGUCGUGCUGUCCAACAAGAAGAAAGUUUGUAAAGCUAUCAAUUUGCUGCUGGUCCCCAAAAUCAGAAUCUGUCCAGGUUGUGACACUGUAUGUUUACUGUAGGCUCUAGAAAGGAGGAUCUGCUUCCUCCAGCAAAUGGUACUGUGUAAGUAUGUGACAGUGAUGCCAGCUGCUGGAUGCAAAAUAACUGUAUUUACUGCAGAUUUGGUCAGUUGUUACUCUUCUUUAGCUCACCGUUUACCUCCGUGGUACUGGUUGAAAAACUUAUUGUUAUACCUUGGGGUAACAUCAAAUUAUUAACUAACAAAUACAAUGAAGUUGGGAUGGACCAUAACAUCUGCACGUCAGCAUGAAGGUUAAAUGAAGAACUAGGAAUGUGUGCUUUUUUAAAUAAUAACACAUCUUUCCCAGUGCCCAAAUAAAGCAUAUCAAAUCCAAAAUAGUCAUUGACUAGUGUUUCAAUAUUGUAGUAUUAAGUAUUAAAGCCACAUAAAGCAAUCUGAUGCAUAACCUUAUAUCUGUGUCUGCAAUUGAUUCAUUAAAAAUCCUCCUAGAACACGCUACUGGCUAAGACAACCAUGUAUUUUCAAUUUUGAGACAUAACAUAUGAUAUAGGCAUUAAAUAUUGUCCUUUAGCCAAUUUGCUGUUACAUAAUCAGUAUCAGUAAUGGCCACUGAGAAAAUGUCCCACCAAUCUAGAAGUCAGGUUGAAACAAAAGUGGACACAGAUAGUCCAAAAAAUAUAGUACUGAAUCUUUAAAGUGAUCCAAUAUGAAAUAUUGGAUUUUCAUAUCUGAUGUCUGAUGGUAUUUAAUGACAGUUCUUGCUCUCAAGUUGCCCCCCAGAUGUAUUAUGGUGACUUUGUAUGUAUGUUGUCUUUGUAACCGGUUUGUGUUGAUGCUGUUAAGGCUUUGUGUAUUUUUUUACCUGACUGCAAAGCAAACUUCCCGCAGGGGACAAUAAAGUGAAAGUUGAAAAUGUAACUACAUUCAAAGUUAAUCUGUGUUUGAUAUAAAUGGAGGUUAACAAUAAUGUUAACACAGAGGCCCUCCACUAUCCAAGUCCAGUUUAAUCCGAAUUUGUUACAGAUUACUUUUAAUCUAUGAAGGGUGUAUAAUCUUCCUCAGUUUGAGAAAGUGAGACACAGCUUGGUGUGUUACUUUUUAUAUAGCCUUGCGUUAUUCUACUGUUCCAUUCUUUGCUGUUGUAUUGUGUCGUCCAGCUUGUGGCUCUGAACUCCAUGAAAGUCUUUGUAGGUGAACAGCUGCAGGUUCCAGUAACAGCUGAGGCUCAAAUCCAGCAGGUAUUGGCCUUUGUUUUAAAGGAGUCACCUGUAAUAUGACAGGCACAAAAAGCUUCAUUGCUGCUGUGGUUGACCUGAAAACAUCCAAACUUCCCACUGUUUUCUGGAGCCUUAGUAGUUUGAAAGAGAAAAUAGCUGAGACUUUCCUUCACAACCAAAAGAACACUUUCAGAGAAAGACCGAGCGAGUUAAGAGCAGAAAGGAGGAGAAAACAAGCAGGGAAACAGACUUUAGUGAAAGGGGAAAUUUGGAAAGGCUUCUGGGUGGGUGUCUCUUUUGGGAUCACUUUGAUACCUGACAUCAGGUUGUAGAUUUGUCUUGGAACAAGCUGUUCAGGGAACCUGAAAACAUGUCUGAGGGUAACGCUGCCAUCUGUGUGUCUCGCAUGUGAAACUUAACCAAGUGAAUGAAGUGUUUAGGUUCACCCACAGUUUCUGUAAUUAUAAUAAUAAUAAAACAAAAUAUCUCGAUCUAGUAAGCCUAAUCAGAUACUGUGUCACUGUGAUGUUUUACUACAUAUUACUUUCUGCAUGAGACCUUUUCUCCAGUCAUGGUUAACUUGCUGCAGCUGUAAGGGCUGCAGCUGGAGAGUUCUGCUUAUCUCCUCUGUUACACAGGAUGAUAGAGGUGUUAGUUGAGGUCAGGAGGUCAUGCUGCAGCACUGUACCAGGGGCUUUGCUGAUGCUCCCUCUGCCCCCAGCUUAGUCCCUCCUUUUAAAACUGUCUUUGAUUUUAGAUGUGUUCUUCAGGUUGUCACUGAUACUGCUCUGUUCUGUUCUGUUCUGGGUCCUUGCUUUGCUGCUGCUCUCCCUGCUUUGAUUUUUCAUGUCUGCACAUCAAACAGAAUAGAGGCCUGCCUUAGACUAUGCCCUUUCACAUAGUCACAAGCAAGGGGAGGGAGCUCUCAGUCAUGGCUUGGAGUCAUGGCUGACACUCUAGCAGCUGUGAUUUUUCUGUAUUAAACAUUAAACAGAGGGGAGACAUUCUCUUCCUGCCUUUGGCUUUAAAGUGUGAACAUGAAAAACAAUUAAAACAUUCAAGAAUUAAGCAGGAAUCAAGUGUGAAAAAUUAGGCGAGGAUUGGUGUGUACUGAGCAAGUUUUGGGGCUUCCCCCUGUAAAAAUGUGUUUGCUGCUCACUGUUUUUCUAUUUUUGAAUCAUUUGCACCAAUUUUUUAUUUUUAUCUUACAACUUAAUUGAUCUAAAAAUGAGUUGUUGCUGCCAACAUGCGCGUACAUGACAUUUGCUAUUGCACGUACAAGGGUGGAAGGACAGGGAGCUUUCACAUCAGAGUCUUACCACCGAAUGUCUGUUGGCGAUUCUCAGAAAAAAGUCUAGAUAAGAUCAGGAUAAGUCAUCAGCUAUUUGUGCUCACACACGCUGUCUGCUGAAAUAAACUCAGGAUUUUAUCUGCAAUCAAGUUAGAGUAAAAGGCUCCAGAUUAUGGUUAAAAGUCCUUAAAAAAUGUGGGGCUUUUGUGCAGUUUUAAUAUUUAACACAAAAGAGUGUUUUUAAUAAAGUUUUUGAAAAAAACAUAACUAAAAGCAACUCUCACUGGUGAGAUCAGUAAAAGGGGGGUAUUAUGCUUUUUUUCUUACUAUAUUUCCUUUCUGAUACCUCUUUAAUAGCCUUACUUGAUUUCAGAUUUUAAAAAGCCUCAAAUUUUUCACAGUGCAGCCGUUUUAGCUGCUGUCUCUUUUAGGACCCUCCCAUCCACAAGCCCACUUUUUUUGAUUGGCCACCACUUCAGAGGCCUUCCAGAAGCUGACCAAGGGCAAAGCCCAAUGUUUUGUCCCCUCUCCCUGUAUUGUGGUUGAUCAGCCAAGCAGCGGAGCAGCAUUAACCCUCAGAUUUGAUUAGUUUAUUUUCAAAGAUUAUGUCAACGUGCGUUUACCUAGUGAUUUGAAACUUUGCAUACAUGUAGUAUGGACACCAAACUUUGUAACUCUUCAGUUUUUGUUGCUAAUGUGGAAAAGCAUGAAACCCCCCCUUCAAUGACUGCUAUAGGCUAUAGACUCAAACAGAUCCCAGCCGAGGCCUAACUUCUGUGCAUGCAGUUACAGAAGUGCACUGUCUGUAGACAGGUCUUCCUCAAGGUCAGGGUCAGACUCAGAAUUUGUUGAACCUCCUUUCUGAAACUGAUUCCAGCUCAGACAACACAAGGCCUGUAAAAUUGCACAAUAACAAGAGUAUCCCACUGUUCACUGUUGCUGAGUUCAAUCAUCAAACAGACUUUUGUUGAUAUGUGUUUUGUCUUUGUCCUUUUAACUGCACUAAUAUUAAGGCACUGUUUUAUUUAGAACUGGGGGGGGGGGGUGCAUUUUAAUAUAGUUGUACAUUUUGUGCAGUGACAAUAAAGACAUCCAUCUAAAGAUAAUAGAUGCCUCUUUCGCUGAGCUUUUGGACUGCACUCAGAAUAAUAGUGAUUUCCACCCUGCAGAGCACGAGAGAUGCUGGUCUACCUCACUAAGUUGGACAACAAUCAGUAUGUCAGUGUAUCCUGUGAUAUUUGAAUGCAGUUCAGUGAAAGUGUCUGAGCUGUCUGCUAACACGCAGAGUCAAUUCAAACAGAGGAUUUCUCCACAGAAUGAAAAAAACACUCCUGCCUCCUCCUGUAUGAGAUCUUUGUCCUCAGCUCAGAAGACGGGCAGUUUCCCCAUCGUAUUUUCCACAGCUACAGAGCGAGGAUAAACAUUUGAUGAUUUGAAUCUGACCAGAUUCAUGAAAGGAAAAACAGCUCUAUGCAGAUUAAAUGUUAUGAGCUGUUUUGAUAAUCUGUGCAGCUCCAUUAGUCUCAGAGACGAGUGCUGGGAGCCCCACUUAACCCAUGACCAUUUCCAAUGCAGAUCAGGCUGCAGUGGGUUUGAUCCCUGCAACACAAGGACCUGCCUGAAGUGUGUGGGCUGCUGACUGAAUGAAGCAGUGAUUGGACGCUGUCCUCAGAUUGUGUUUGUAUCUUAAUCAUCCCUCUUAGGAUGGUUUUAUUCUCAGUGUGCGCUCAUUUUCUGCACUGCUUCCUUUCAGGUUGUGUUUCAUGCAGCAGAUCAUUGCUGAGCCUCAUAAUCAAUAUUUGGCCGCUGAAUGUGUUCUGCCCUGCAGGCUCAUAUUUCGCUGAUUAACCAGAUUUCAUGCACAAAUGUAAUACACAAAGGCAAAUGACUCUGCUGCUAAUGAUAGACAGUAAAAAGGAAGCUUUGCAGCUCUCUGUCUGCAGAGAGUAAUGUACCAGCAGGCUCUAACCCUCACCCUGCAAGGAUGGACAUCUCCUGGGUGCCAGAGGAUUUUUACAGUAACAGGGAUUCCUCUUUGGCAGCCAGACUACGUUUCACAGUUUUUCCCAUGCUGUCCUCUGCUUUCUGCCAAAACACCUCCUGCUUUAGUAGGAAUUAGAGUUCAUCAGGUCACUGCUGUCAGGGCUGAAAAUCUGUGCCAUUGAAUAAUGUUUGUCCUGUUUUCUCUCUUUUAUUUUAACAGGAAGGACGAGAAGGAGUAUGCACUGAAACAGAUAGAAGGCACUGGAAUAUCCAUGUCUGCAUGCAGAGAGAUCGCUGUGAGUCACUGCUCUCUUUCAACCGCUAACAGCUCUGUGUCUGAGGCAUCUAUCACAUCUGUAACACCUGUAAAAUAUGAAACCGUGCUCUGUAUGUUUGAGUCUGAGAUCCAAAGCUGCAGUAAGUUUAGCGUAGCUGGACUUGAGAUGGAGGCUUAUUGUGAAAUCAAUUCAUUUUGUUGAACUCAAAUACAAACAGAAAAGUAAAAGUUUUUACAUUGAAACCUUUUAUUCCAGGUUUUUAAUGUAAACAGUCUUCCCAGCUUUGUCCCCCUUUUUGUAUACGGAUAGUAAUAUUACGUCAAUUCUGUGAGAGUCAAAAGAGUGUCUAAAAUGAUGGUUUUUAAAUUGAAGUCUAUAUUAAAUUGAAAAUAGAGCAAGGACAACAGAUCAGAUGUUGGAACUGAAAAACAUUAUUGCCGUUAAAAAGUUGUGUAAUGCUAAAAAAAAACAUCUGGAGGUAUAUCUCUCAACUAAUGAGGUUUAUUUGCAACAGGAAAGUAACAUGACUGGAUAUAAAGAGGACAUUCGGAGAGGUGGUCUCUCAGAAGGAAAGAUAGGAAGAGGUUUGCUACUUUGUGAGAGACUGUGUGUGCAACAGUUUCAGAAUAAUACUCCCAAGUGUUAAAAUGACCAAGAAUGAGUGGAUUUCAUCAUCGACAGUCCAUGAUAUCAUUACAAGAUUCAGAGAAUCUGAGAAAUCUUUGUACAAAUGGGACAAGAGCAAAUACUUGAUGGCCCAAUUCACAGGCGCUCAGGCCUGCAUUAGAAACAGACAGGACUUUGUCCUGGAAAUCACUCCACAGGCUCAAAAUCAGGUCUAAAAACCACUGAACACAGUUCGUCACUCCAUGCACAAAUGCAGGAGACCCAUGCAAAGAGGAAACAAACACAAUCAAUGUCCAGAAAUACCAUGGACAUCUCUGGACCUGAACCCGUAUAAUAUGUAAGUGAGGAGAAGUGAAAAAUUUGUUUGACAUUGUUUUUGUAAAUAAUGGAUGCUGCAUCCUCCACUCAAAAGAGAAGAGGGACCACUCAACUACUCAGCUCACAGUAGAAGCCAACAUCGCUGGUAUGGGGAGCAUAAAAGUUGAUAGCAUGGGCAGCUUACACAUCUGGGAAGGCUCCAUUAAUGCUGUAUAUGAUUUGGAGCAACAUACACUAUGCUGCCAUUCAGACAAUGAUUUUUUCAGGGUAGACCUUCAUAUUUCAGCAAGAUGAAGUCAGUCAACAUUCUGUACAUACUAGAACAGCAUGACUCUGUAGUUGAAGAAUCCUGCUGCUAAACUGGCCUGCCUACAGUCCUGACAUGUCACCCACUGAAAACAUACGGAGCAAUGUUGAACAAAAAAUUGGACAAAAGGGACCCUGAACUGUUGAGCAGCUGACAUCUUUUAUCAGGCAGGGAUGGGACAACGAUAACUUUACCAACUCCAAACUGUGGUGUUUUUGAUGGCGCAGCCACUGGUGCCAGUGUGACAGGUUGGGGAUGUUGACCCCUAUUUCAGACUGGUUUUUGUGGAUUGAGGGCCCUCUGACAGGCUGGUUGUUGGUGAUUGAAGCCCCUCUUACAGGCUGGUUGUUGGCUGUCAUGUUAGGCUCUCUGGUUUUAGUCAAACCUGCUCACCUGGAGGGGGACUGGGGGCCAUAUGGUGCUUGACACUGAUGAAACACCAUCAGUAACUCUGAACAAAUUGUCUGAGCCUCACCUUUAACUCAUAUCUCUAUGACCCUGCACAGCUGCACAUUAACAUCUCACAGUUAAUCCAUCAGUCAGAGAAGAGAAACAGACUGUCAGUAAAUCUGUCUGUGAGGAGUUAGUCAUCUUAAAACCUCAGCGUGACUAUGUGUAGAGGGAACAGAAGAGUUUUCACCCUGUCAAAUUAAAACAAAAGAUACCUGCCACUCAAAAGCUGCUCUGAAAGUUGAGUUUGCACCUUGAGGAGGACCUGUUUAUUCUCCUUAUCUCUGUACUUUCGAUCAGGGAUAUUCAGUAUUCAGGAUAUUCAACUGUACAUCUGAAUUCAUGAGCUUCACACAGCCUCUGGACUUUGGCCUCCCUCUCUUGUGUUCAUUUGUGGAGGAUUGUUCAGAUUGUCUGGCGUUUUCACAAAGUGAUGCCUUGGAAUACUGUAUUCUUUAAUAACUGCAAUGCGCUUUUUGUAAACGAGACAGGUUUGCAGUAAAAGAAAUCAAAACUUUUCAGUCAGUCAGAGUUACAGUGAUGGUUUCACUGUCUAUUCUUCACUUCAGUGUGGACAACAUUUGUAAAAACUGAGAUACUUAACAUGAUCUGAAUGAGAGCCAGAUUACCCACAAAGGUCUGAUCCUCUUCAGAAUAAAGAGACACUGUCAUUAAAACUGGUCUAAAAUGAUCAGAUUUUGUAUGUGUUGAGGCAGGGGCUGCAAGCUGAGCUGCUACUAGCUUCAGCCUUAAAGACCUACUCUGAUGAAAAUCAUGUUUUUCUUGUAAACUACAUGCUCAUAUUCUGAUGUUACAGGACAUAUGAGAAAACUAAUUGCAAAAUUUUGAAGUAUUUCUGCAUUCAAAUGGUUGUUAACCUCUGGCAGACCCAAACGCAGGUUCAGACACAGUCAGUAUGUUUACAUGACACUCAAGAAAACUGAAUUGCCUUACUCCGAUUCAGACCGGACAACUGAAGUGCAUGUGAACACCUUAGUCAGACUAUAAUCAGAGUUUGAGAACUCCGAUUGGAAUCUGAGAACUCCGGUUAAGACACCCAGAUAAUGUAACUGGAAUUCGAUUUACUAUACCAUGUAACCAGCGUAGUCUGAGUAUGAUCGGACAAUGCAUGUGCGCAAGAAGAAGUGGCACUGUCAUUUAAAGAACUUUUGACUUAGACGCAACUGCAACAUGGCUGAAACACGAAAGAAUGUCCACUUUUGGAACAACGAGGAGAGUGCUGUUAUGCUUUUCGUCCUGACAGAAAUUGACAUUUUAAAGUAUAUGGACGGUUGCAAUACGAGGAACAGGGACAUCUUUAAAAAAAAUCCGGAACUAGCGCCGCUGAAAAGACCCAUUUUGCCCCCUAGUUUUGGGUAGGAGGACAUGUUCAUGUCAGUAAUUCGACUUUCUCAGCUGCAUGUAAACUUGGACUCACAGAGAAGUCCGAUUCUGCGAAAAGUCAAACUAUGAGCUUAGUCCGAUUAAGUUGUGCAUGUAAACGCACUGAGUGAGAUUUCCUAUGUCACAUAUCCAAGCUCCACCCCCUGUGCCCCUGUCUGCAGGCCAGACUCCAGAAGAUAGAGAGAACGAUUGCGGAACGAGCAUGUGCAAUAGCAGAUUGCAAUGCUCAUAAGAAAGUUAAUUAUGAUUUUAGUUUUCAUCAUGCCCCCAAAGACAUCAGUGUUGGAGAGCUGAAAAGCUCUUAUAUUACCUGCUACUUCUACCAAAACGGCAAUGUUAGGCUACAAGCUACCAUGAAGAGGAGUGUGCAGAGGAGCGCUGUCUUCGCCCACAACACCCACUGAAAACCCUCAGAGCAAUGUUGAACAAAAAAUAGGACAAAGGGGACCCUGAACUGUUGAGCAGCUGACAUCUUUUAUCAGGCAGGGAUGGGACAACAAUAACUUUACCAACUCCAAACUGUGGUGUUUUUGAUGGCGCAGCCACUGGUGUCAGUGUGACAGGUUGGGGAUGUUGACCCCUAUUUCAGACUGGUUUUUGUGGAUUGAGGUCCCUCUGACAGGCUGGUUGUUGGUGAUUGAAGCCCCUCUUACAGGCUGGUUGUUGGCUGUUAUGUUAGGCUCUCUGGUUUUAGUCAAACCUGCUCACCUGGAGGGGGACUGGGGGCCAUAUGGUGCUUGACACUGAUGAAACACCAUCAGUAACUCUGAACAAAUUGUCUGAGCCUCACCUUUAACUCAUAUCUCUAUGACCCUGCACAGCUGCACAUUAACAUCUCACAGUUAAUCCAUCAGUCAGAGAAGAGAAACAGACUGUCAGUAAAUCUGUCUGUGAGGAGUUAGUCAUCUUAAAACCUCAGCGUGACUAUGUGUAGAGGGAACAGAAGAGUUUUCACCCUGUCAAAUUAAAACAAAAGAUACCUGAAGAAAAGACCUUGAAAAUGACACAGGUAACACAAUUUUGUCAAAAAACUUCAUAAUCAUAAUAACACUUUAAAUAGUAAAAAAAAAAAUACAGUCUAAGUUGGACUUUAUUUAGCUGAUUAAAGUCCCCCAGCUUUUUAGAUCAUAUGUUGGAAAUGCUCAGAUAUAACCCGACUAAUUGAUAAAGAACGCCGCUGGAAAUAUUUUUCAGUGUUUUGACUGACAAGCUGCUUCUAUCAGAGUCUCUGGUGAAGUGUGAUACAGUGAGGCAAUGACUCAUGCAGGCUGAUAGAGGAGUCUAAAAAACCCAGCUGAAAGAGGAAAGUUUUGAGAAGUUGAAGCUUUGUAUGUGAGAGAUAAAUUCAGUUCAGAGUGACAGAGCAGCCAGCUCUGAGCUCAGUCUACAGCUCGUUUUCAUUUAGAGACACUUUCUACUGAUUAAGUGUCCUCCCUUUAAGAAUUAGGACAUCACCUAGGAUCAGCUGACUCAGUUUCCUUCUGUGACACAUACACUAGCCACAACUGAUAAUGUAAACCAUUCAUUACAUUCAAGCACGGAUCUACAGAAAUGUUUGUAGAAGACAGUGGACUAUCUGUGAGUUCUUGCAGGUCAAGAGGAAAAAAGAAAGCAGACAAUAUUUUACUAGUCCUCCCUGGGAUACUUCUUGGUUAUGGAGUAACACUUAAACUGAAACCUCAUUCUGUGAGUGUGAGUUUCAAAAGUUCCAAAAGCAAAGUGAGAUUAAUCAUUUUACUGGAAGUGGUGGUCUGUUAAAAUGCUGAGUCCAAUAAUAAGAAAGGUCGAUAUGUAAUGCUAAUAUUGGAUUGUUGUUCUUUCAUAUAUAUUUUACAAAAUACAACAAUGUAAAUAGGGUGACCAUAUUCUGAAUCCCCCCAAAAAAGGACACUUCUAUGCAGGGUGGAGUCAGGCGUAGUAAAUUUUGAGUUUUUCUGGUUUGGUUGAGUGUUUUUUAUGCGCUUCUAAUUCAGUUAGUCCAAGCAAUGCAAACUCAAAACUUCCAUACAAAACCCCAGACAUUUGAAGGAUUUUAUAAACUCCCCGGACAAGGCCGGACAGCCCCCCAAAAAGAGGACAUGUCCAAGUAAAAGAGGACGUAUGGUCAACCUAAUUUAAAAAUACUGUCACAUAAGGAACAAAAGUGCUGAACUCCAGUGCGUUUUGAUAAAUAAAUAGAAAUUGAAAUGAUUUGGCUAAGUGAAAUAUCAGCACAAGGGGCAGUCAGUUCCAUCUAGAAUUUUCAAAGAAAAAAGGUAAAAAUUGUGGUAAAAUGAAAUAAAGGUUAUUGUGUAUAAAACCAUCAUUCCAUGACAUAAAAUGUCAUAUAUUUUGUAAGCAGAAAAACGUUGUAAAAUGUGCAGUAUCAGUGACAAGCAGGUUACAUCAUACGAAAUCAUUCUGUAGAAAAUGGUUCCAACUCAGUUUAUUCUGCCUGUUGACACUGUGGCAAAAAUGCUAGCUAGCCUCACGUUGGGCUGUCGUCUCACCCUGUGGAGGAUCUUGUUCCCAUAUCUACCUGUUUGUCAUCCAUUAUCCUUUAGAUACAACAUGAAUGAAGAUAUAGAGAAAGUAUCUGUUUGUAGUUUUUGCUGUUUACCUGAAGAUAAAGCUCAAACAAGACUCUAGGAAACUCCAAAUCCAGAUCAGUCUCAGGUUUUAAUCUCACUGUCAGAUCUGGACAGAGAAAACAUUUUUGUGAUUAAACUUUACAGAGGAAUAUUUAGGAUUAGAUCUUCUGGUCUACAGGAGCUGAAACUCUCAGGACUGCUGUUUCACCUGCAGAAGGUGAUGUUGUGUGAAGGGUUUUAUAAAGAUCUGGAUCUCUCAAAGCUCUACUUUCAAAAAUGUUAAAACUCCUUCGUUUAAACUAGUCUGAUUAAUGCUGAUUAAUGAACCAGACAAAUAACAUAAAGCCUUCCUGUUUGUGCUCUUCUGUGUCGCCCUCUCUUCUCCUCACCCUCUCAGAGCCUCUCUGUUUGCUGCUGCCGUGUUUGCAUGAACACUUUGCAUGUGCUGUAAAGCCUCCCCAGAGCUCACAUUGAUAUGUUGACAAAUCAUUACCUUACCUUCACAUGAACCUGCUUUUUCUUACCCCGGCAGCCAAAGACAACUCAGAAGAGUUGUUUUGUUUAGACUAUGUAAGCUCUUACAUUAUUAGCUCAUCUACAUGAGCUGUACUGCAAUCAUAAAGCUGACUGACGGGUGUCUAAGUCUACAGCCAGCAGACUGAAGCAAACUAUUACCCAACUUUCAGAGACAUCCAGAGGGCUUUAUGUACAAUCUCUUUGACUGUAAGAGCUGCAUAAACAGUUUUACAGUAACAGUAUCAAUAUCACUGACGGAUCAGCAUGUCAGGGUACCCAGAGAGCUGCCCCCCUCUCAUGCAUGGCCUUCAUGACCACCUGGGACAGGUAGGGUCAGUAAAAUGGCUCUGUAGUAGUAAUAAUAAUAAUGAUAAUAAUAGUAACUCUAUUUAUAUAGCACUCUUAAAAACAAGAGUUUACAUCGUGCUUUAACAUGCAGGAAAACAAAGAGGAUAGAAACAACAGAACAACAACAAGAGAAGACUUGGGGGGGGGGGGGGCCCUUGACAAGACUAAAAACUCAGACUACAUGUCCUAAUGUGACGUUAUUGGCAAUAAAGAAAUGAAAUAAAAUAAAAUAAAAAUUGGUGAAAUACAUAAAAGCUUUGGUGAGUGUCACAUGAGCUGAGAGGUCAUUAAAACAAAGACAUCAUUAGAACCCAUGAUACUCAGCCAACACAGAAACCCAGUCACAAAAACCUGAGACCAAGAGGACUAUUAUAAAACAUGAAUAAGAAGAGAAAAAUGCAAAAAGACAAAAUCACAUAAAUCACAAAAUCACAUAAACGCAAGUCUAUAAAAAUGAGUUUUAAGACGUGAUUUAAAUGCUGUGACUGUUUCUGUACGCCUGAUCUCCUCGUGGAGGUCAUUCCAAACUUGAGGGGCCCUGCUGGAGAAGGCCCUGUCACCUUUAGUUACAAGGCUCAACUUUGGAACGACCAGGAGAUCCCCACCCGAGGAUCUCAGGGUGCGGGCUGGCACAUUGGGGGUUAAAAGUUCUGUUAUAUAGAUUUGAGCCAGACCCUUUACUGCCUUAAAAGUAAUGAGUAAAAUCUUAAAAUCAAUUCUAAAACUAACUGGAAGCCAAUGAUGCUAAAAUAGGGGUUAUGUGAUGUGGUUUGUUAAAACCAGUUAGAAGCCUAGCCGCUGCAUUCUGGACAAGUUGAAGGCAGGUACCAGAAAGAAGUGAGUUACAGUAAUCUAGGCAGGAGAAGAUGGGGGCAUCGAUGACUUUUCCCAUGUCUAACUGGGAGAGGAUGGAUUUUAAUUUGAAGAUACUGUGUAAAUGGAAGAAGCAAGACUGUGUGAUUUUGUUCUGCUGCAAAGGUGGAGUUAGAAUCAAACUGAGCUCACAGAUUUCUGGCUGAUGAUUUGAUAUUUGAUGAAAAUGAACCAAGGCUGUUAUUGAUUGUGGUUGAGCAAUUUUGUAAAUUGAACAUGAUUAUUUCAGAUUUGCAGUUGUGCUAGGCAACAGCUCCAUGGCAUCUGCUACUCUCCUAGGACUAACAGCAGUGGAGGCCAGGGGGAGCAGACAGGAGCCAUGUUCAUUUCACAUGCCAACAUUAGUGGAAGAAAAAGCCAGACCACAGAGCGUGUUGCGUCCUUUACCAACAGGUGGUUACGAUUUCAAUGCUGUUACGCAUGGCAUUUGUUUAUGUUGUGAUCUGUGCACACAGACCACCUUGGUCACAUGGAGUUUAAAUAUAGGCAACUUGAUAUGAGUGUCUUUAUUUGUGAGCAGCAUGUUUGUCUUAUCAGUGGAUCCAACCUCCUCUACAUGUAUUUGAGAGAGUGUGGAGGACGAAAUGUCCUCAGCAGUGUUUAGCGUGACACUUGCUGAGAGGUCACUGAAGGUGACCACCUUCUGGAGUUGCUCUCCUCAGUCAUUUUGUAAACUACCUCACAAGUUUGCAAUAACUUAUUAACUUUGUGACAAAAGGGCGCCUAACUUGUGGUUUUGAUGCAGCUGCAUCUCUCUCUCUCCCCUUAAGUGUAUUUCUCUCUCCUCAUCAGCAUUUUUCUCUCUCUUCAUCCAUCAGCGUUUCCCUGUCUAUAUUAGUGUAUCCCUCUCUCUUCAUCUGCUUAACCACUCCCAGCUGAAGUGUUUCCUUCUCUCUUCUUUUGUGUAUCUCUCUUGCUUCAUCAAUGUUCCCCUUCCUCUUCAUCAGUGUGUCCCAUAUUUCUUUCUGUGUGUCCCUCUCUUUUUUCGAUGGAUUCCCCUCUCUGCACCAGUUUUCCUCUUUGUUUUUUCAGUGUAUCACUCUCUCUUUAGUACUAUGUCCCAUCUCUCAAAUAAUGUGUCCCUCUCUUUUUUUUUUGAUAUACCCCUCCCUCUUUAUUCGUUUAUACCUUGCCCUCUGUGUUCCCUCCACAUACAGCACCACAGUCAGUCUUCUGUCACUCCCCUGCAGACUGGUCUUACAGAACAAAGAAGUCUUUGUGCCUCUGGUCCAACACCUCUCUUGGCUGUUUUUAGCAAACUCUGAAGCUCAGCAGCUGGCACGCCACAAGCCUGGAGCUGAAGUGGAGAGGGUUCAGAGGGUUGAGGGAGCCUGGUUCUGCAGCUGCGGUGUGUUUUUGAGUUUGCAGCACUAAGCACUCCUGGUCUCUAAUGAUUUUUCCAUGUUUAUGUGAAACAAUAUGAGUACGAAGAUAUAUGAGCAAUGCAGUAGUCAGAGCAGGUCACCUCUCAGGUGAGGUUUGUUUUCACUAACAGGGCAGGACGAGUUUAAUAGAGGAUUAGUUACUCAUUAUAUCGGACGAUAGGGCUGGGGGAUAAACCGAAAAUUUACAGAUACCGAAAUUUACGACAAUAACCAACGUCAUUUUGCCCAUGUCAAUAUAUUCGGUGUCAAAAAAAUAGAUAAAUAAAAGUUGGUUUUGGAUGUGUGUAGGUAGGCUCAUGUCUCAUGUCCCUUUGUCUCUGCCACGGGACUUUAUCCUUUCCAAUGUGUGUAUGGAUAUCAUCCACCUCUGUUUCCUGAAGUUGAGGUGGAGGUUGAGGUGCCAUCAGCUCAGGCUUUGGUGCGUAGCUGCCAUGUUAUUUCCAGAAAGGCCCAAGCAGCUCUCCUUUCCUCUUCAAACCGCCAUAAGCAGUCAGCUGACAAGCACCACUCUCUGGGUCCUUGCUACAGGGUGGGUCAGAGGGUUCCCCCAAAACCUUCCUUUACACUUUGAGUCAUACAAGUUAGCAUUGAGGUUUAUUGGCCCAUCUCCUAUCUCCGAGAUUGUGAAACCUAUUGUAGUCCAGCCCAAGUUCAUCCCACCUUUCACGUUUCCAAAAUCAAGCCUGUCAAAACCACUCCAUUGACCCCCCCACCCCCGAUCAUCGUUGGGGGCCUGUUUACACUGUUUAUUGUCUCUCGAUAAAGGACAUCACACUGAUCAGCCAGGGCCAUCCGGAGCCACUUCUUGAGGAUGGGGUACUGAAAUAUUGCAUCAAGUCUGUAAUUAUAAUUUCAUGUGUUUGGUGUUAAAUUCCAGAUUUAUUCUGUCAUGUGUUGUUGUAUUGUUUCUCAUAAUACUUCCUGACAUUGUUCUGUUUCCUACCAUUUUAACCAAACACCCGAGUCUUGCCAGUAAUUAGUCUGAUCUUGUGUGUUUGUGCUCUCCAGCCUUGUUUUUCUUGUGUAAUCUUACUCUGUUUUUCUGAACUUUGGAUUUUUCGGAUUUGGGUUUUUCAGAUUUGCCCUGUUGGAUUUUCUACCUUAGCUGAUUGUUUUGCCAUGUUUCGCACUGAACUGUUAAGUAAAGUUCUUAGUCUUUUGAACAGAUUUCUUCUCUGAAUCUGAGUCCCACUUUGUCCUGAAGUGUCACACUUAGGUUAGUUGAUAAGGUAUCAAACUGUGAAUUAAAUGGUAAGUUGAUCUGUAAGUUGGUUAGUAAGUGGAGAUAUUUAUUGAUUUGUUAGUUGAUUGUUGGUAGAUUGGUUAGCUGGUGAGUUUGUUGGUAAGUGAGUAAGUAAUUUGGUUGAUCAGUACGUUGAUCUGUUGGUUGAUAAACAACGUGAUGAGACAGUUUACAAGUAUCGACCGGAUACGUGUGAUCAGUCAGAAGCUCAGGAACCUCAGGGAUUUGUUUUUAACUGGUCCAAUCUUCAACACCUCACUCUCUGUGAAUUACUGUUGAUGAUUCUAAUUAUUGUCUGCAGCAGCAACCAGACUAGAACCAGGAAAACAAGAAACUGUAGUCAUUGAGUCUUAUAGUUUCAAUGUCACCACAAUCUGAGUCUGCUCUCAGAUAUCACACCCAUCUAACCACUUAAACUAGCUGUUUCCAUCACACAGUGUAUCCACCUGCUCCUGGUUCACACCUGUUCCCUGCAUCAAGUGUCUGAGCCUUCUGAACUGAAACAUCGUUCAGGAGUUUUAUUUAUUCCAUGUACUGGAUCCUGUUUUUUUCCCAUGAUGCCUUUUGUUUCUUUUAGAGCGACCUGACCUCAUCGGUCAUUUCCCAUCACACUCUGCCAGAACAGCUCAUGUGGCCUGAUAAAGUCUCAACACAUACCGAUGAUAACUGCAGGACGGAGUUUUCUUUCUGUCGGAGUGAAGAUAAGACAGAAAUCUCUCCCUCUUAAACAAUUAUCUGCUGCUCAGAAUUAAACUGUGAAAAAAAGAUCUUUAACAGUCCAAAUACAUGAAGUUUAACUCUGUAUUUAAGGACAGGUUUCAUCUUUAAAACCUUAGUCUGCACAGAGCAGCCAGUAUUUCCUCCUCAGACUGACCUCUGUAUAAACAGGAGCAUGUUUCUGUUGUGUUUGUGGAGCAUGGAGGCUGAGAGCUCAGAGACAGGGUUGCCAGGUUGCUGUCAGUUACAUGAAUCUGUUCAUUUUGUCAGCCAGUGUUGAAGAAAAGAGCAAUUAACUGACCCAGAUCUGAUUACCCAAACCAUGUAUUCACUUUUAUAUGCGCUACUAAAAGGAACCAGUGAAAAUACCCCUGCUGACAGUUUUAGAUAAGAUGUUCCUUUAAUAGUCCCACAGAGGGAAAUUCCAAAAAACUCUAAGCCCAUCAGUCCUUAAUGGUGUGCUGAAUGCACACCAUUAAGAACAACUCUAGUUAAUGGAGUUGUCCUUGUGUAAGGUGUAAAAAAUCCUCACACAACAGCAGAGGAGCUAAAACUCUAAAUUUAAGUUGUUGCAGAUGUUAUCUCAGCUGAUUUAUCUAUUUGAUUGUAUGUAGAACGCUGGCGCCAGCAAUUCAUACAGUGGGUUGAAUAAUUGAACAGAUAAAUAAGCAAAUAUUAUCAGGUUCUCAGUAACAUUUAAAUUUGGGGAGGAGAAAAUAAUUGAUAACCACUGUACUACACAAAGAAUCCACUGUUCACAUGCAGCGGUGUGUGUGGCCCCCCCACAAAAAAGGCUGCUGCUCGAUGUCAUGUUGGCAGUAUAAAUAUUUUAUAGGUAGUAAAAAAGGAAGUAAAAGGUAGUAAAUUCAACUCUAGGGUUCCUGUAUAAACCCUGCUUUUGUCCAUGCUCUUUGUGAGAAAUAUCCUCCACACUCUGGAUUUCAAACCUCACGCUCAGUGGCAGUAACCAGCAAGUUAGUUCCCGCCAUGUUUGCUAACAGUCUGUUAUGAGUCCAGGUGGCUUUUUUUUUUGUUGUUCUGGCCAACUUUCGGAUCCUGCGGUUGUGGUUCUGUAAUUUACAUUUGUGAAUUGUAAUUGAUCGUCACAUGUCGUAUCGCAAGAAUCGAUGUAUUGGCCCACUCCAAAUGUCUAUACUUGAGCUUGUAUUUGAUUAUGAUUUUGAAAGAUGUCUCUCACUUUUAGCCUGGCAGUCAUUAAUGCUUGUGCUCUAUUGUGGUCUCCUCAUUCUCUCUCUCAUUAUACUCAUUCUGUUCCUCAACUUUUCAGACACACCUGCCUCCUCUUAACUGUCUCCCAGUGCUCCUCUAUCCAUCUGUGACAGUUUUAUACUGCUGAUGCACAUUGUGUUGAAAUUAUAGCAGUCCACUAUUUACCUUAGCGAGAGCAGCAACUUCCUCAUGCUCCCAAACUUUGUUUCACAUUGAUCAGAGCUGUUAAUGAUGAAGUGAAAGUGAGGGCUGAUUCCCUACAUCAUUUUUCUGUUUUCAGUCAGUCAUGGUUCAUCCCACAGCAGCUUCAUCACUUUGCUUUAACGAAGACAUUGGGUUUGUUUACACACGUAACUUUUACAAAUGCAGAGUGUGCUGUGUUCACAUCGGUCAAUAUCACUGACAUGCGGGAAACAUCAGCGGGUGACAGAAGGUAAAAUCAAACCAUGGCUUUCCUACCAGAGGUGGACCCUUGAUUGCUGUUAUGAAACACUACUGGAAAUCAAACCAUUGAUCUUUGGGAUCCACAUGUGCUGAAACCCUCAAUGAUAUAAACCUGCUUAUAAUUUAAAGUCUCUGCGUGGGUGUGCAGUGUCUGAGGUCAGUUUGAACCAAGAAAUCCAUUUCAAAAUGAAGUUUUCAAGUUAAAAUUUCUUCAUCGCUUACCUUGAUAGCUUAAUGAUGGUUGCUUAAACUCAAAGUGAACAUUACUCAGCUGUCUGUUAUUUGAUUUAGUUAUUCAAAUCAUGAAAAGGAGUAGCUCUGAAACAUUAAAAAUGGCAAAAACAAACUUCUUCAAGUUUCGUCUAAAAUAAAAUGCUUCAUUACUAUCAAGAGAUAACAGCCAAGACCUCUAGUCAACUCAAACCCCUGACUGAAACACCAUCUAAUCCAGGUUAAAAGAACAGUUUAAAACCAUGUGAUGUAAAAGUCAAAAGGCUAUAGAAAUCACUCUAUUAAACCCUGUCUAUUUACCAUUUGUUUAAAGUUUUUGUUAGUUAAAACUCACGUUUUUGCUUUUGAAACUCAAGUUUGUACUCUGGUUUUUGUUUAUUUAACCCUGUUUUUUCAUUUAGGUCUUGUUUGUGAUAAUUUAUGUGGGUUUGCAGUGUCUUUUUGGGUCUGUCGAAUGGUGACUGGUUCUGCUGGUACAGUUUUGGCUGUCUUGGGCUCAGAUGAGGAUAUUUGGAGGCGGUCCAGUUCGAGCUUUCUCUCUGAGGCUGCUAUAAAAACAUGACCUAUUUUCUCUGAGGAGGACAAAAACCCUGCUGUCUCUCUCUCUGUGUCAGUAUUGUGUUUCUCUUUCUCUCUGGUACUAACCCACAGAUUCAGGCUCAGCGAUUCUCCUGCUGUAACAGUGUUGUGUCUUUAGCAGCUGUUGUUGUUGUUGAAUUGUGUUGGUUUCUCUCAGCAGCGGUAAACAGAUUGGUGCAGUGAUGUUUUUCUCGUUUUGAGUUCUGUCUCGAUGUAUAAAGCGAGUCAGGAUGAGUAUUUGUGCUCAUAGGAAGGCUUCCUGGAGGCAUGCAGCUCUCUGCGCUCAGGCUGCUGUUGGUUGAUAAUUCUUUGGUGUGUGGUGUGAUUCCUCGGAUUGAUUGUUUGAUGAUAUUAAAACUGCUGCGUUUCAAAUAAAUAAGCUUGUUUAUUUAGAUAGGAUAAGUACAUGUUACUCAUUUAGCUGACAUCAGAUAGCUUUAUAAAGCAUCUGUUCUGUAAGACUCACACAGUGUGAACAUGAACAUAAACAUCAGUCUGUUUCAAUAAGAUCUCAGAGUUUGGCAGCCCACCCUGGGAUUUUCUUCCUGAUUUACUACUGGAUCAUCACUUCCCUUUCCACCCACAGAAACUGUACAGCCUAGAACUGGUACUGCCCACUCUAUAGAGGGUCCUGCUUUGCUCCUCUCGUAGUUUGUUUCUAUUUCCGAGCCGAGCACUCAGCGACAAGGUGACCAGGUGUCUUACAGUCUAAACAAGUCUUCUGCAACAUUACAUUACCAUUGUCUGUCUUUUUAACAGAGUCAGAGAAAGUCACAGGUUGCUUAACAUAACAGCAAUUGCUAGUCCCGUUAGCAGACCCCAGUGUGGCAACACCAUUUUUAAUGUAUUUUAGUCUGACUGAAACUGCACUGAGUCAAAUUUCUCAUAUUCACACUAACAUACUGAGAUAGAAAAGUAAUUAAUUGAUUUCCUCCUGCAUGUAUUCACCUCAGUUGUUCUCAAUUCUGAGCAUACUCCCCAGUUUAUACACUACAUGCUUUUACCUGGAAAUCAAAGGUACAUAGCCUUACACUAUUCCAUGCUAUCACUAUUCCACAUGGUCUUUAUGUGAACCACCUGACUUGUUAGCUAAAAGUUAGCUGACUUGACUCCUCUAAUAGUGAGGGGAUCCUCAGGAAAAGCCAGAAGAGAGUACAUCCUGUGGAAGCUUAGUUCCUUCAGAGUAGAGGUCCUUACACACCGGGACCGUUUUUGUCGUGUGAUUAUUUCGGACGUCAAUAUUUUUUUCGAACCCGUAUCCUGUCAAUACAAGCGUUCACAUCAACUAUGUUUUCCCGUUCUGCGAUAUUUCGGCAUUUGUUUUUUCAGAUCAUGGUCGAUCUUUCUAAAGUGUCGCAUACUGUGUGUCCACUUCUGACCUAUCAGACUGCGUGUUGUUGCGACCAUAGACAUAAUAAAAGGGUAGACCCCGCUGGGGGUGCUGCGCAGCGAGAAAUGCGGCCGCCAUCUUGGUCAGGUCAAGCUUCCCAUACGCUCCGGUCAAUCAUAUUCAUUCAUUCAUUCAUUCAGCGAUGCCGGAGCACUGUGCGGCGUAUUCCUGUGCCAACAGGCGGACAGCAGAGAACAGGGCUCAAGAAAUAACUUUUCACAGUUAUGAUUAAACGUUUUUUCAACAUUACGCUUGACUGUAGAGUCAUUUGUAGGCCAAAGAGGAAGACUAUCGGUCAACUCCAAAAAGGAAACAGCAUUUGCGAACAGCUAGCUUAUUCACAAUAAUAGCAACUUUGCUCUAUUAUCAACAGAUUUGCAUUAGAUUGAAAAACUUUUGUUUGAGAGAGGUUCUAAGAAACGUUAAGAAAUAAAAUAGAAAGAAGAAGGAAGAAAGUGAGCUCUGUUUUAUUAUCUGUUCUAUUAAAGAUUUCUUUGUGGUGAUCUCCUGUUUCAUUUUGAAGAUUUCCUAAGGACAAAAACUUGAGGAAGAAGUGGGAGAUUGCUGUUAGAGGGAGAAGUUCGCAGCAAGUGAUUCCUCUGUGCUGUGUAGCCAACAAGCAAAUUGAUAUGUAGUUUAGAUGCUGUCCUGUCAUGCUGUUCUUGUGUUUAAAUUUUUUUGAUAUGUAGGCUAUAUAUUUGUGUGUAUUUCUUUGUGUGUAUUUUCCAGUUAUUAAAAUAGUGCUUCUAUAUGACAUUAUUUGUGUGUGUCUACAAAUGGAUAAAUAAAAUUAAACUAAAUAAAAUAUAAUCAAAUCAAUAUAUAAUGAAUUGGCCUAUUAAAACCGCCAGUUAUUAAUAAUUAUUGAGACAUAGCAGGAACCUAGCUCUAAACCUAGAUAUAUACUUGAUUAAUUGUUAUACUAUAAUACAGCCACUGCUGUCAUGUUCUAAAAUAUCAUUUUAUUCAUUCUGAGUAUUUGAAAACGCCAAAAAAAUAUGGCCUCUAUCAUGCCUCUUUGAAUGGCGUUUGCAGAGAAGAAAAUUACGUAGUAUUGAGCGAACUAUGAUUCCUUUAAUGCGCUCAGACUUCAUUCCGCCGGUUAAACAGCGGUGCAGCGUGAGGCGGAUGACCGGACCAAGAUGGCGGCCGCAUUUCUCGACAGCGCCCAUUCAUGGUAGCGGCCGAUGCGGGGUCUAUCUUUUAUUAUGUCUAUGGUUGCGACGUCUGAUUCACCGGUAUAUCCAACAUGGCCGACCGUCUUUUUUUUUUUUCUGAUCGUUUACACACACAUUGCAAAGAUGACGAUCUGAAGGACAACUUGUGGAGAGUCAUAGCUUCGGAUAUCUGAUAUUAAAAUGUUUUGUGUGCUUUAACAGUUUGCUAAACGUCUUUGUUUUAACUUUCAUCUGUGCUAACGUAAGCUAACGGUUUACGUUGGCCCCGACUCAGUACAUGCUAUCAUGACAAAGAGCCAUCUCAACACUAGUGUCUGGUGUCUAGUCAUCUGCCUCUUCAAACUUGGAGCUAAUUGUUUCAGCAAAACUUCAAAUUGUCCAACGGACAUCCAAUAAUAGGUUCUGAAGCGACCAUGGUACAGUUUCAGCUCCUGAACCAAGAAGUGAAACUCACGUAGUUCUCUUCUUUUUUGUAAUAUUGGAUGCACUCAUGUGCUACGUUUCUUUUUCUUUUUAGAAAGCAAAAGGAGUACCAAUUCGCCAUCACUUGAAGUUGAAGUAGACUCCAUUUUUGUCCUUUCGCUUCCAGCCAGGACACUGUAGGACGUUAAGGCAAGGUCCCGCCCUCCUUCGCCUCUGAUUGGCUGUAAGUGCUGACCGUUUGGCUUGAGCGUGUGAUGACGUUACCAGCUUUUUUAGCCAAUCAGAGGCUAAAAAUGUUCCCAGAAUGUCGCAAAGUCGCAUCGGGCUUGAUGUGUGUCAGCCCCGGUGUGUAAGGACCUUAAGCCAGAACAUUCUCAGGGUAUUCUAUUACUCAGUCACUAUCACUUUUACUCCUUAUCUGAGCUCAGUGUACACCUACUUUCUCAGAUUAUGACAACAUACGUUUGCGUUGUGAUUUGAAACUUUGCAUACUUAUAGUAUGGACACCAAACUUUGUAACUUAGUAUUUGUUGUCAUAAAUGUGGAGAAGCAUGGUACCACCCCUUUAACUAAUUUCAUUUAGUUUGUCAACUUAUGAUCUACCAAGAGUAGCUUACACUUCAAAAUAAAAGCAUUGUUUGACAAUGCAGAAUAUAAAGAAACCGACUGAUUAAUUUGAUCGAUUAACCUUGUCAGUUUUCCAGAAAUAUCACAAUAACAUUGUUACUAUAAAAUAUAUGGUUACGAAAAUUGUGAGGUUAAAAUCUGAUAUCAUAACGGGCUCAUCUGUUCACAGAAGAAAAGACUUGUGGAUAUUUGGCCUCUGGUUUUGCAGCGAGAAUAAAAAAUAAAAUGGAAAAAAAUAUGUAUAAUUUUAAUGGUAGCUCAACUCACAGUCCCUUAAGUUGGUCAGAGACUUCUGGAGAAACUCAUUAAUCGAUGGUUCAUUUACCGAUCAGUCCUCAGGCUGUUGUUUGCAGCUCUGUGUCAGUGUUAGUUUGGUCCUGCAGGCAUCCCUGCAGUGUUUACACCUCCGUUAACACUUUCGUGUUCAAAGAUCAACAGGAUUGUUUGAAUCCUCCAGGACUAACAAACAUGCAGAGUUUUCCUUCCAAAUUAAACAUUUGCUGAGACUAUAUUUCAUAAUGCUUUGCAGGUAUUUAUUGUUUGCCUGUUUGCUUUCUUUACCAGCACGUUUAUCUGCCGACUGACUUACCCUGCUCUGCUCCUGCAGGCUCUGUACUUCAUCUCUAAAACCAGGUCUUUGUAAACUCAUUAUAUCAAAAAAUCUGUUGUCACACUGCAGCCAAAGCUACAGAAAAACAUCACUGACUUUAAAUCAGCUUCAGUUUGGAUCAUCAGCCUGCAAUUCUCCGAAUAAGAUUUUAACAUGAUACUUAAACGCUUUAAUGGCCCCCAGAGGUAAAACACUAUAACAGUCGAAUUGCUUCUAACUCUAGGAAAAAGAAUAAAACCAAGAAAAUCCAGGAUAAAUACAACAAUGACAGAUAAAUUAAAUAAGAUCAAAAACAGAUCAAAAACAAAUGAACGUUUCUAAACAUUUGCAUUCACAUUCACGAUUUAAUGCUCAUUUAUCACAUUUAACCCUCAGCGAUGAUGAGAAGUCAAAAACUUAGCAGACAAGAGUUUGAAAAAAGGAAACCGACUCAAAAAUGUUUUAUUAAGUGUUUGAAUGUAAGAUCACAAAUAGAUAAGUAAAUUGCUGGGCCUAUAUACUACCUAGACCUUUAUUGUGCCUGUAAUGCAUUAACUUAUGUAAAUAGCAAAAUGUUCUUGUUGAGGCAAAUUUGCACAGAUGAUCAUUUUGUCAGAACAGGUUAUAAGGCAGAGCUCUGAUAUUACUUUGGAGGAACAAGUGUGCACAAAAUAGAAAUAAGAUCUUGUCUUUUGUUUCCGAAUAGUAUUAUUACUUUUAUAUUAUAUUAUAUAUUAAAUAAUAGUCUAAGAACCUUUCAGGACAAGGUUCUUGUAGAGCAAGUUACUACUUUUUGCACAGGAGUAAUUUAUCUUGUGGGAACAAGUGAUCAUCUUGUUUGCAUAGUUCUAAAUUCUUGUGAAUGGGUUAUUAUCUUGUGCAUGUUAAUGUUAAUUUGCAUUAAGAGAUUUCACUUUCAUUUAGUAUCAGCAUAUUAUUGAUUUACUAAUACUUUUUGUAUUAGUUAUAUGAUUUGUUUUAGUUAUUUGUUUAAGCUUUCUAAACAAUAAAACCCUUUUUCCGCAUCAAAAAAUAAAAGUCCCUCUGGCAAGCUUGUUAUCAGAGGUGGCAUGUAAAAGCCGGCGGAAACAUUCGUGAGGAGCUGAAAUAUACAAUGACGGCCUUGCUAAGGCAAAUAAAGAAUUAAAAGAUUCGUUAGAAGGUUAUCUACUUAUCUCUGAUUUAACAGAUUUUUUUCUAUCUUUAGAGGUUUUAAAGUGGUUUUUAUUUCUCAUUGCCUUUUUGUGUUGAAUGUUUUACUUUGCUCAUGUGAAAUAUUCAGAUUCCUUUCAGCUGUGAAGGAGAAAUUAAGCCAGCUCUUGGCUUUAAUCACAUGAUUCGUUAUGAGUGUGUUAGCGUGAAGAAACUGAAUUAGAGCUGUUGUGACAGCCCUAUGUGAAAAGCAAACUUAAAUAACCCUGGAUAGAUUUCUGAUCAGAAUUCAUCACCUCUGCUUCUGCACUCUGCUCACCCUGAUGGUCUUUAGUGAAGCCAUAGUGAGCCUCAGAGGGUUGAGUUUGGUCCUGUACAAAGUGCCGCACAGUGUUGAGUGUGACAUUACAUAUAAAACCUCCGUGAGUGGGUCUGAUCAUGCACCCUGCUCAGUAUGACUUGGUCCCUUGUGGUCCCGCAUGGUGUUGCAGAGUGUUUGUAUUGAUUGAAGCCUCAUUGAGUUGAUCUGCUCCUGGGCCCUGCUCACUGUCAUGGUGUUUACUGAAGCCUCAAUGGGUCUUGUUGGGUUAGUCUGGUCAUGCACACAGCCCUGGUGGUUGCAGGCAGUGCCUCAGAGCUCAGGGGGUACCGUCCUAAGCCCCAGGCUCUCUCCCACAAUGCCUCAUUGUAUCCUGUGGAUUAAAGUUGUGAUUAAUCUCAAACCCCAUUUCCACACCCACAGGCCAAAUCAAACAGCCUGCACACAAUUCCUGUUUUAUUCCCUUCAUCUGCAGCUGGCCUCAGCUGCCUGAUUGGAAAAUGAAGACCCAAAAAUAGCCUCUGUGGAUUCACAAUUAAAUAUCGUAUCUGUGGCAAAGUGGAUAACAGACCCUGGGCGCUGGUAUUUAGGUCUGUUUCCAUGAACCAUUACAAAGAUUUGCAUCACUGUGAAAAUCAGAGUGACUUUAAAUCUUAAAGAGUCAGAGUUUAUUUUUAUACAUGUUUAUUGAUUUUGCAUUUUAAUGAACAUACAUUUAUAUUAAAUAGAUAAAGUAGCAUGUUAAACAAACAAAUAAGUAUGUUUAUUCAGAUAGGAUAAGUACAUGUUACUCAUUUAGCUGACAUCAGAUAGCUAUUUAAACCGUUUCUUCUGUGAGACCCACACGGUGUGAACAUGAACAUAAACAUCAGUCUGUUUCAGUUAUAUCUCAGAGUUUGCUGGGUCCCCUCUGCAGCAGGUGGGUGAGGGAAGUUAUCUUGGCAUCAAAAUUUGCCAACAUCGCUUGGUGACUCUCUGAUAGUUCUCUUAAAUAAGAAUGAAUCACCACCAAUUGCUCCUCCUGAUGAGCCAGUCUCUGUCCUGGGAGACACAAGGCUUGAUGAACCAGUUUGGCGUCCAUCUUGGCCAUUUUGUCAAGAACAGACUUGUGGCAGAAAGACCCAAAUCCAGACACUCGGUUCCAAAAGUAAAAACUCAGGUUUUGUCAGUCUGAAGUUUGGUUCACAGUAAGGCAAAAAACAGGCAAACAUAUCCAAAAGUGUGAGACAAAAGGCGGAGUCAAAAACUAAAAAGGUCAGGAUCAUGAACUGUCGUAACAAGAAGAAUGCUGGAAUGUGACCAGACCAUAGACUGUAUAUAGAAUUGACACCGUCUGCCUCCCCGCUGGGUGAAGCCCCCCUCUGGUGAUGGGCUGCUGUCUUCUAUGAUUGACACUUGAUACAGCCUAUGGUCGUACUCACCCGUGCUCACCCAGUGGUUACCCUGUUUGAGCCGCAUCACAGCGACUUUUUGCCGAAUGCGUACAAUGCUACUGCGCAAGUGGUGGUUCUAGGAAAUGGAGAAAAUCCCGGAAAUACCGAGAGCAAUAGUUCGAAGUUCGAAUAAUGGCAAAAGGCGGAACCAAGUUGUCCAUCGUACAGUCUACGGACCAGAAGUACAACGCACUAGCAACAAGACAGGGAGAGAUAAAUACAAGAGGUAACAGGGUGAUUAGACACAGGUGCAGGGAGAACAAGACGAGACAGAGGAAGGGCAGACAGGAACAACCUAAAACAGAGACAGGUUUGUGAUUUGAAAAUAAAGCAAACAGGAAACACAAGACAUGAAAUAGUAUGAAGAUCAAAAGAUAACUUCAUUUAAGACACUUAAGAGAGGACGUGCAUUUGGUUGUUUUUCAGUUAGUGUUUCGGAUGGAAAAUUGCUGUUUCUUCUAAAAAAAAACAUUUCACAACUCAAAAUAUAAGCUCCAAUAUUUAGACAAAUAAAUGCAUUAGGAAUGGAUGGGAAACAGGCAGUGAAGGACAAGUCCUCCAUGUUACAGUAGUUGGUGAGGAGGUCAGACGAGAGGUAGCUUCUGAAAAAAACAAAAUAAUAAUCUUGCAAUUAAUUGCGAAUAACAAUAGUUUUCAUUGUUAUGAUGGUGAGGUGGGAGCUUCUCCCCCGCAAUCUGGUUUUGUAAGUUUAAACUCCUAGUUUAAUCCUUAAUAAUUAGACCCUGAAUUUAUCCCAUCAGCACAUUUUCAGAAUCUCACUGCACAAUUGUUAGGAUUUAUUUAUUCAAGUCCAAGCACAGCAGUUUAAGAAUUAUAUAAUUCAAAGAAAGAGGCUUUUAUUGUUUUUUAGAAAGGUAGUUCAUAACAGCGGAGAUAACAGAAGGGUAUCAGCAACCUCCUCAAGAUCACAUGAGGUUAGCUAUGUUUAGACUGCUUUAAGGUUAUCCAGCUGAGCUAGCUAACAAUUACACAUACAAAUCAACAGACAGAACACACAAUGGACUCUGCACAGUUCGACUACUUCCUGAACCGAAAUGAUUAAUCCAGAUGUGACUGAUCAUUGUGACUAGUCAGACAAACCUGCAUUAAUUCAUUUGUCCAGUAAUGUAAGACAGCUAAUAAAGGAGCAGCCUCAGGUUCAGAAAGUAGUGGAUCGGUGCAUCGAGCCCAUUGACUUACGAAAAAAUGCAAAUAUCCUCGUAGUCCUGCGGGUCAUUUUACUGCAGAGAAACUCACUUUGUCAGUUUAAUAAUAGACAAAAAUCGAGGCGAAAAUGCUGUAUCUUCUUUCAUGUUUCAACUCAGUGAUAACUCGUAAAAAUGAACACUUUGGGGACACAAAUCAGCCAAAUAUUGACAACAUAUCACUACAGCAUCCAGGUCUGAGAAACAUUUGUAUGGGAUAAAUUAAAUUUUUAAAGUUUGCCUGCAGCUCUGUCUGUUUUGCUGUAUGAAGCGGGAUUUAUGAGCUAAACAGCAACCAAUCAUGAGGGGAUACUUUUUUCACAGUAUCACUAAGCUAGGAGGCAUAUCAUGUCUGUUCUAUAUAAUGUCUACGGUCAGGGUCUGUCCUCUCUGCAGCUUCUCCUUUGGGAUUAGAUAAAGUUUUCUUCUGUUUCUGCAGACUCUUCUGUCUCUGAUUUGUUUGACCAUGUCAUCUGCCGCUGUUGGUCUACUGUGUUUUAUGAAGUCCACAGUCAAUGUAGCCUAAAGUCUACCAGGAGAUUUUAGAAACCUUCAAGGUCUAUCUGCUGGCCAGCUUGAUGGAGAUGCUGAUUUCCUCCUCCAGCUGGGGUUAGCACCUGCCUGCCGAACAAAAACUCCAACCAAAAGGUUUGCUGACCCUGAUGGUACUGUUCUUGAUGUCCAGCCAGCUGAGCUGAACCCCUUGGAAAGAGAGGAGAUGUUUAUUGUCUCUUUAUGACCCCUCAUUUGAGUGGGUGGUGGGGUGAACUUUGUCUCAAUCAGGCUGCACACCUGUUGGUCUGUGAGGUCCAUUAGGGGUGAUGUGGUGGUGUAGAUAGUCCAUGUGGUGUCCCCUCCUGGAGGUCACAUGUACAGAGUCUGUUUCUGCUGAAUGUGGUGGGGCUGUGUGGGUGGUCUUGUGGCAUAAAGCAUCACUACUGAAAGAUGGUGGGUGCCGAUAUGGAGGGGUGUGAAACUGAGAUGCGAGCACUAACUGUUCAGCCUCUUGGAGGUGUCUUGAGCCUAACUCAAUGUAACAGCAGAGAAGGGAAGUUUCAACCUGAUAUAUCUUAUUGAUGCUCUGUCUCUCUCUGAUAACCUGUCCCAGGCUGUGAGGGACACGCUGAACCAUGUAGUCAGCUAUGUAACUCAGGAAGAUAAAUAAAAAAACACAGAAUAAUGAUAUGAGGGUGUGAUGGAGGAGUCACUGACUGCUUAUCGUUUUUAUAAAGCACAUUGUGUUCCAGUUUCUCCUUUCAAAUCAGAAAUACUGACAACGACUCAGAUAAAAAUGCAACCUGAGCAUCUGAAACAUGUGGGCACGUGCCAGCAGACAGGGAGUUAAUCAGUGAAUAUGAGUUUAAAGCCCAGUGAAAACGUACUAACCAUAGACUGUAUAAAGAAUGGACGCCUUCUGCCUCCUUGCUGGGCGAAGCCACUCCGAGAACAGCACCCUCCGUUGAUGGGCUGCAGUAUAGGUCAUAAUUCCCACCUCCGCCAGCAAAGCUUUUGGAGCUGUGGACAAACUUUAGAAAUUUAUUACGCAGAACAUACAUUCUUCUCCCCCUUGUUUGUGAUGUUGACAUGUAGUUUCUGUAAGACUGGUUUGUGCUCAUUCCUCUUUUUUCUGUGAAGCUCUGUUUUUAAAAGUUAUUAGAGGGUUCAUGUUUUCUAUGAUUGACGCCUGAUACAGCCUAUGGGCGUUCAGGGAUUGCGUAGCUCUCCCGGAGGAUACGCUGUUUGAGCCCAUCACAGCGACUCUCAACGACUGCGCGCCCAAAUGCACACAUCACUACUGCGCAGCGCUGGUUUCAGGAAAUGUAGAAAAAUCCCAGAAAUACCGAGAGCUUUUUGGCUUCAAAUUCGUAUACAGGUGGUAGGCGGAACCAAGUUGUCCAUAGUAUAUACAGUCUAUGGUACUAACUUGCAGACUGUAAAUUAAAGAUUAAAACUUAUGAACUGUCUAUAAAAUAAAAUAAAAAAGUAUAUUAUCAGCUUUGUAGUGUUGGCCACAGUGAUGUAAGAGGCCUCUGCAGAGGGGCGUCCUGACCACAGGCUGAUGAGGCUGAAUGAGGGCCACCCUCUCUUAGUUAAGUAUUAUAGCUCUGUAUUAGCAUUGUCUGAUGGCCCUGCAGUCUGAUCCAAAUGGGACUUUAGAUGAUCGCCUUAGGAUAGUCUGGGUCACUUAUAAAACCUCACCUGGCAGUUCAGAAAAAACAAUGGUUCAUAGAGCUAUUUUUCAGUUACUGUAAGAUGCUUAUGAUCAUGAAUGAGGUGAGUGCAACUGGUCAGGUCCAGUGUAUAAGAGCAGCCAUAGAGCUGGAGUGCUGUCGAUAGAAUCUCUGAAAUGAGGUUAUCUGUGAGCUGCUGACCUGGUUUGCAGACCCAGGGGUAUUAACGCAGAUAUACCUACACUUGAAGAGUUGUGAAAUAUUAAUACUGCAGUUUCACAUCACACACUAUACAUAUAGGUCAUCUGAUCAGAGUAAGGUCCAUAUUUUUUGUUCAAUCACUGUUAUGAUAUUCAAAUUUUACUGAAAAAAAUAGAGUAAAAUCAACAAGAACAUAGUAAGAUGGAAAACUACUGUCCUGGUUUAACAUGUAAAUGUGAAUAAAAUAGAAUGAAACAGAAUGAAAAAAAAUCUAAUGUAAUGUUAAAUGUUAUGUCGUAAAAUGCUAUAGAAUCGAAUAGUGGGGCUGUAAUCAACCAAAGAAAUUCUUGGUUGACUAAAAACCUGAAAUUUUCAACCAAAAAUCGACUAAUCGGACAAACCGUUACCUGUAAAACGGGGAUGCUCUGAAAACAUCCCCUAUUAGCACUUGGUAUGUUCUUCCUGAUGAAAUUAACCAUAGACUAAAUUGACGCGGAAAAAAAUUGAGUCAGCACAUAUCGACCAGUUAGUCGACCAGUCGACUAAAACUUAACAGCCCUAUAGAAUUGAAUAGAACAGAAUAGAAUAGAGCGCUUCUAGUGUACAUUGUGAGGAGCUGUAUCUUGUUUGGCAUCUAUCAGACAUUAUUUUAGAAUUUAUAGUCUUUGGUGUUUGCUGUGAUCAGAGUCCAUUAGUCAGGAAAAAAACAUGGUAAAACACUAUUUAACAUGACUUUAUCUGCUUUUUGGACCACCACAGAAAAGGUUUUUACAAUUUCAGUCCUUUUUGAUCUUUAUUAAACAUGUUUUAUUUUAUUUUUUAUCCUUCGAGAACUGAUAGUGUGUCUCUGACAGGCAGGAUUAUUUUGACAUCCAGACCACAUGAGCACAGACAUCAGGAUAACCACUAUCUUUUCCAGUGAAACCACACCUGGCAUCAUUUACAAGUGUUUUCAGCUCUCGUCUUGUUUGGACUGUCCUCAUUGUUCCUCUGUGUCUGUUUUGUCUUCCAGCUGUUACGAGAGCUGAAACACCCCAAUGUCAUCGCCCUUCAGAAAGUGUUUCUGUCUCACAGCGACAGGAAGGUCUGGCUGCUCUUCGACUACGCUGAGCACGACCUCUGGGUGAGUUUGUGGGAAUGCUACUGGAGUCCCAAUACUGUAGCUAUUUAUGGCAUAUUUACAGAUUCACCGUUUCCUCCAGCCUGAUUCUAACAAACUCCACAGCCUUCCCACGAGCAAAGUACUGAUGGUUUAAUUAGUUACUUCACAGCAAACAAAAUAGACUAAUCAUAAUAAAGUGGGAUUUAUACCUGUAUAUCCAUCUUAUUCAUACAGUAAUUUGGUGCUCACAAAAAAGACUUUAAACUUAGUUUGGUUAAAUACACUCACUCCAUUGGGAAUAUAUGAGAUCUGGGUAACAGCAGAUCAGUCUGCUGAGAACUGGAGCUUAGCCCAUUUGAGUCCAGAUAUGGACCAACCAUUGAGUUUAGUGUAAGUUCAGGCCACCAAGUCAGGCUUCGCCUUUUACAAAGAAUGCCACUAAGAAUUAAGGUAGUUCAGAAAACAAAGGGAGGUUUAACCCGGUUAUAGCAGGGUGUACCUAAUAAAGUGGCCACUGGGUGUAUAUCUUUGCUGUAACCACAGUACAGGUUUUAUGUUCUCUGCAUGUAAACAGUUUCAUACUCUGAAAUUUUUUCUCUGCACAAGGUUUAGGGGCAGAAAAUCAGCCAGUGUCUGAUUUUCUGUAAUCAAACUUGUAUGUUUGGUUGCCAAACAUGCUAUAAAUUACUACUCAUAUGUACUUGUGUUUUCUUUCAGUAUGUUAAUCCUGACCAUUGUAAUGACUAUUAUUGUGUGUACUAAGCACUAUGAAUUACUUGAAAUUGCUAUAUAAUGAAAUUAUGUGGUUAAACUUGACUUGCCUUGUGGGUCUUCUUGAUGAGCCAUAAAAGAACACAGUUGGUCUGGUUUCCUGGUAGUAGCUGUUUUUCCUCCAGAAUACUGUCAGAGCUGACAGGCUGCAGUGGGCUGAAACCUCUCUCUCUGCUUUGCAGCACAUCAUCAAGUUCCACCGAGCCUCCAAAGCCAACAAGAAGCCCAUGCAGCUGCCCCGAGGGAUGGUCAAGUCCCUUUUGUAUCAGAUCCUGGAUGGGAUCCAUUACCUCCAUGCCAACUGGGUCCUCCACAGGGAUCUUGUGAGUGGUUUUAUCAGCUACUUUGCUCCAGUCCCCCUGUUAAGACACACACAAAUACAGAUAUGCACACAGGGAUACACACACACACACACACUCACACACUCUAUCUUGGAGCAGUUUCUAAAAGCAGCAGUGUUAACAUCACAGACUCUCAGGAGGUUUAGGGCAAUUUAGUAGGUUUAGGGUAAUUUAUCAAAUUUAUCAAACUAAAGUCAGAGUUUAACAAGAAUAAAGUCAUUUGUGAAGAAGUCACAAAUGAAAAGGACUGAUUUGUAAUUUUAAUUUGAAUGAAAAGGUACAGUAUGUAAAAAAAAGGCACUUCAACACAGGUCAUAAAUUUACAUAUUUUUAAUAGAUUUUUAAAUUAAGAUAGUUAAAGUGGCAGAUUUACCACUAUGAAUUAUUAGUUUAAAAAGUCUCAAAUCUAUGACAAUAAAGCUAUACAUUUUUUGUUUUCUUUUGAUAAAUCAAUGAGAAUAUGGCUUUAAAUUGAUGACAUUAAAGAUGAAGAUUUUUUAGAAAUAAAGUGCUCAGAGGAAAAGUCAUCUAUAAAAUUGUAAAUGAUGAUCUAUUGUGUAAAAAAGUUGAUAUCUUUUGUUAUUGGAGAGUGGUAGACAGCAGGUCUGAUUCUAAUUGUGUAAUUCAAAAGAAUAUAGAUUUCACAUAUAAAUUAUCUGCCAUGUAAAUACUUCUUUUAUCAAAUAACUAUGUUAAUGAAGUAUUUAUCAUACACAGUUUGAACCCAAUUGACAAAUAUAUCCAUUUUGAGUGUGGUCAUUUUAGUCCCUGUAAUUUCUGAGCUUAAUGUCUCUGUCGUUUAUUGGGACACAAAUACUUUUAACAUUUAUAAAACUUCAGCAACUCAGCUUUUCUCAUCCUGAUCUUCCUCUGACUGGAGAUGAAAAUUAGGGUUUACGUCAAUUUCAAGUGACUGUCCCUGUCUUUAUGCAGCCGGCAUGUUGUUGUGUUUACUGAAUUCUCAUCUCUCUGGAUGCUUUUGUAGAACACAUUAACCUCUGGGUAUUUUCCGACCUUAUAAAUAUAAAUAUUACAUAACUGACUGAUCAUUCCUCUGAGACUCUCUUCAGCCCAGUUUUCCCACAGAGCAUCAGUCACAAAGAGAUUUUACUCUCCUCAGCUCAAACUGAAUCAUAAACUUCCCUCAGAGAAGCUGUGGUCUUGUUAGCUUAGCAGUCUGUCCGUAUGCCCCCAACAUUACCAUGCGUCUAUACAGACAGGAAUGUGAUUAUGUGAAUAAAGCAGCCUAGCUCCUUAUAGGCAUGUUUACAUUUUACAGUCAGAUACAGACUGCCUGCAAAGCUCCUGUCUCUCUGUAAUGAAAAUAUUUACCACCAUAUCAUAGCCCUGUAUAACUCUGAAAGUUAUUACCAAGAAAAACAAUGUAAGUGAUGACUUGACUAAGGUGGUACAGUCAAAAAACAAGCAGACCCUUAAUACCAAAGACCCUAAAAAUACCCAUUAAGUACCUGCAUUAACUGCUGCAAUCUAUUUUACCUGCACACAUUGUAGUGAUGAUGUUCAAACUAUAUUUAUCUCAGCCUGAGCAGAAAUGUCACUUGAGUGUUAAAUGGAUAUCAGCAUAACGGAUGAAGACAGAGGUUUGCAUUUACCUGCACAGAGGGAUCAUCACCUGAAACAUGCUGUUAAAGACCCACUCUGAUGAAAAUCAUGUUUUCCUUGUUAUCUACAUUUAUAUAUGGCAUUUGCAUUCUGAUGCUACAGAACACAUCAUGAGAAAAAUAAGUGUGAAACCUGUGAACCUCUGGCUGACCUAAAUGGCAGGAUUAGAUACAGUGAGAUUUCCUACAUAGCAAAUCCAAGCUCCGACCCCAGAGCCCUGCUAUUCAGGCCAGACUCCAAGAAAUACAGAGGAUGAUCACGGAACAAGCGUGUGCAUUAGCAGAUUGUAAUGCUCAUAAGAAAGCUGAUUAUGAUAUUAACUUUCAUCAUGUCCCCGAAGACAUUAGUGUCCAACAGUUGAAUAGCUCCCAUGUUACCUGCCACUUCUACUACACCUGCAAUGUCAGGCUGCAAGCUAGCAUGAAGAGGAGUGUGCAGAGCAGCACUGUCUCCGCCCACAACUCAGAUUUCUAUUGAUUUACUGGAGCUCUGCCGAAGAAAAGCCCUUGAAAAUGACACAGGUAACACGAUUUUGGCUAAAAUUUCAUUAUCACAGUUUAAUGACCACUGAGAACACUUUAAGUAGUAAAAAAAAAACAAUCCAAGUGGGACUUUAAAUAGUUAUACACCUUUACACACUCUGGUCUUUGUAAACCAUUUUAUUGACUCAGCUCUCAGAAACAAUCAGCUCUUUCUCUGUAAUGAGAGCGAUUAGGAAACAGAUCAGUUUUCUGUUUACCUCAGACUGUAAAUUCUCACUGUUCCUCUGAUACGAUGUCUCUCUUUCAUUUCUCCAUCAUCUGUCUCUCCUGAGGAGGUACAUUUCUGUCCUGUUUAUGGAGGAUCAUUUACCAAACCUAUCAGUCUGUUUUGAUCUCUGCUGUCACAGCUCUAGCCUCAGAGGAUAAGGGAGGAUCCAGGAGGAGGAAGCCGAUUCCAGAGAGAGAGGAAUAGAGAGAGUGACUGAGAUUAACCGGUUUACCUGAGACAAGGCUCAGCAGCUUAGUUUGUCAUGUUGGUCACUCUUCAGGGGUCAGAGAGCUGUCUAACUGCUCGUCUGCAAGGUUUAUCUCCCUGUAAUCCUGCCAUCUACUCUUAUGUAAUCCAGGCACUCCUGUGAGGUCAUGUGGUGGCUGAACAUAGCAUUUGUUAUGGUCCUGGCCAUACUGAAUAGUAGUUGAGUAUUUUGGUGUGUUUCUGCCCUUGAUGAGUUUGUGUUGUGUUGUGUCCUCACUACCGCGAGAACAACACCCUCUGUUGACGGGCUGCAGUAUAGGUCAUAAAUCCCGCCUCCUCCAGCCAUCCCUAUGGAGCUGUGGACAAACUUUAGAAAUUAAUUACACCGAAUGUAAAUGUUUCUCUCCCCUGCUCGUGAUGUUGACAUGUAGUUGCUGUAAGGCUGGUUUGUGCUCAAGUCCUCUUUUUUCUGUACAGCUCCACUUUUAAAAGUUAUCAGGAGGUUCACAUUUUCUAUGAUUGACACUUAAUACAGCCAGUGGGCGUAUGAACUUUAAAUUGUCAAAUCAUAUAUACAGUCUAUAGUCAAACUGGAUUGGUGCAGCACUCAGCAUCCUGCUGUUUGAAAUGUCUGGGCUUCAGUAAGUUGGGGGGUUCUAAAUUGUCAGCAGUAAAGCAUUUGGCCCCUGGUCUCCCACUGGGGACGUUGAAAAUAUCAUAUUUUGUGAUUACUGGCUUUUACAUGUGUAUUAGUAUGCUUGGGUUUCCCUGUAUCAUAGUCAAGUUUGGGUUUUUUCUUUAGUUUGAGAGCAGUAGGGAUAGACUUGCUUUUUCUUUUUUAUUCAUUUAAGUUAGGAUAUAUUUUUGUUAUUUUGUUGUGUUUCUUUUACUCAAGGUAAAGGAGUAUUUGAAAAAGAGAGCUUGUUUUGUUUAUUAUUUAAGAUAUUAUUUAUUCAAUGUUGCCAUUGUAAAAUUUCACAUCUUGAAAAUAAAUCAUCGUUGAAUUUCUUGGAGGGGACAAGCCUUGAUUACACUUUGAUGUUGCCCGCCUAUUCCCACGACGGGUGCAGAACAACAUUACAUAAACCUGCAGGAUGUGGUACACGUUCAGUCCAUCACUCACUGAUCUGAGCUGCGAGUUACAGACAUCUAUAAGCUCCAACUCAGUCUGUAAGUCUAAAUGUGACAUCUGAACCCCUGGGAUUGCUGAGUUAUGGCUCUCAAGAGGGUUAGCAUUAAUCUGAAUGACACAUGCUCACUUCCUCAGGGAGUCAGACAGUGAAUAAUACAAUGUCCUCUGCUGUUCAAUAUAAAGCAUCUCUACAAUCUCGGCUCCUCACACAGACUCAGACUAGUCAGGCUUUCUUUGGUAAAUCCACAAACCUCAUGUUCACACACACAGAAGAAAGUCAGUCUGUCAGUGUUUGGGGCAGAGUUUUGCAGCAGCUGAAUCUAGAGAUGUUGUUUUUAUUGGAAACCAGAAAAAGGACUGUUACAGUUGUCAUUAUAGUAUCAUAUAGUCAUAAAGCAUGGACCUCUGUCUCUGUACCAACAUCUGUCACACUGUCCUGAUGUUCAUUAGGUGAUGAAAUGUUUUUUGGUCAUCUCUCUGAUAGGUUGCUCAAAGGUCUGAAUCAUCACUCUGAGGUUCCUGACAUGCUGACACAGGUUAUAGACCAUUGUUUCAGUUUUGUGUUUAGUUUGUCACUAUGAGCACAAGUGACAAAGCCCGAAAACUUAUUUGUCAUCAGUGACUGAUAUCUAACAAACAGUUCAUACACUUUAAUUUUUCAGUGUUUCUGUCAGUUUAGAAAGUAUGUGAGCAGUAUCAGGACAUGGUGACAUGCAGGUUUAGAUGAUGGACUAUCAGAGCAGAGGACAGGGGUCCUCUGGACUCUCUGACAGGAGCUGCAGGCCUGUUUGUCUGCCUGAAGGUCACACCUUUCCUAUCACAGCAGAUAGCCAUCCAGCCUUCACAAGUGUUUCCAUUCCAGCCCGAUGAACCCGUCCUCGGUCAGACUGUCAGAUUAUUACACUGACAGGCUCUCACUGAUUCUGCUGUUAUUGGCUGUUUCUCUGCUGGGUUUCCUGUCAUUGUGGCCCAAGGGUUUCGAAAUCUCCCUGUAAAAGAGAAAAACUGAAUCAGACUCGAGUCUGCUCAGGCUACAUAGAAACACACUCAGCCUAUUAAGCUGUAAGGAUGUGGAUAAAAAAAACAGGAGAGGGAGGAAUACUGGAAAAACCUGUGUGAGUGUUUGAGUGUGUGCGUGUGUAUUGUGUGUUUAUAUUGUGUUUAUAGUGUGUUUUGACUUUCUUGGCUAUUAUGUAACAUUGUCUCUGCUCCAUAGGUAUCAGGCAUGUGCUUUACGUUGCACCACCGCAUUCUUCCCAUCCCAUCCCCCACUGAUCCAUCCACUCCUCCAUUCCUCCCCCUCUCCCAAUAGUGUUAUGCAACAGUCUCAGCAUGUUUGCUGGGCCUGGCGGCCUGCAUGGCGAGCUGUAAGCUGAGUCAAUAUGCUGACAGAGUAGCUCUGGGGGGGUGGGGGAGUGAACCACCAGUGUCUGAAGAGGGGCUUCGCAGAGCUCCCAGCAUUGCUCUCCACCAUAUUGACCAGCAGAAACAGAAGAAACAGAACAGAGUAUAUUUACGUGUCCAGUGAAGUCCAAACAUGCUUUAAGUUCAGCUGGAGGAUUUUACAGGACUACUCUCAUUGUCUCAGUCUACAAGGGCAAGGACUGAAUUAUUUACAGAAGUACAUCCUCCACUUCAGAGACAUAUCCCCUUUCAGCUUGGUACUACUGGGCCAUUUUAUGUUGACGCACUGAAAUAAUUGACAAAAUGCUUAAGCAUGUGGCUAAUGGGUUGUACAUCAAAUGAUGAAAUCGCUGUCACUCUUGCAGCAGUGAACCUUUGGUUCAUACAGCUCCAGUCAACACGUUUCUGCUGUUAAACUAUGGAGCCAGAUCUUUGACAUUCAAAAUUGCCAUUGAAAACAGAAUUUGACAUUGUGAUAAAAUUUGGCAUCGUGAAAAAAAUUUUAUUGACACAAAAACAAUAUUGGCUUUGAAAAAUGUUUGAACACAGGUGUAAAAGAUAAAAUAUUUCAUCUGGAUUUAAAAAAAUAUUUACUAUGUGGUUUUCAAUGUCAGUCUUUGGAUUUCUUCUUCAAAUCCAUCUUUUUUUCAGUGUCAGGGUUUUUUCUUUCAGUCUCACUGGUUUUCAGUUUCAAUGUUCAUUUCUUGUUUUCAAUGUUCAGUUCCUCAGUGCAAAGUCACUGGCAGGGUUUUGGUGUGGAAGAGAAUGUUUUAGGGGAGGGGCAAGGGACGCAUCAACGCGCCUUGAGGUUUUAAAAGGGGACUUCUGCCAGGGUGUGUAGCUACAUCAUGGUGAGAUCCUUGAGAGAUUUCAAAUCAUGAAUACUAGUAGCAUUGUGAUAUAUACAAAGAGCACACCUACAACAAACAUUCCUUUUUCAAGUAUUUAUUUACACACACAUGAAAAUGGAGUUGCAGCAGUAGAUUUGAAAAACUCUGAUAAUAGGGCCAAAGCCCUGGGGCGCUAUUGUUAAAAUGUGGAUUUCUUCUUAUUCCUCUUCCAGACAAGUUUUGAUUUAAUACUAGUUCUACACACCUAUUAUAAUCUCAAAAUUUCUCCAAAAAUGAUUGUGGUCAUUGAACUGUGAUUAUUCAAAAACUACUAUCAAAACAAGGAUUAAUGCACCUGUAGACAUAACUUGUGUCUACAUUUCCAAGUUAAAAUGGAGUCUUGAGGUGAAAGUAUGCUGAGCUGGUCUGAAAAAAUCCAAUAGUUACUCUUCGUUUGUUUUCGAUCAAACGACACGUUCUGAUAUGUAAUUUGUCCUACACUUCUUCAAGCUGUAGAACUAGUAGCUAAUUGAAAUAAGAAAUAAGAAAAUUAUACGGUAUACUCCUGAACUAAGACCGAGGCAGGGGCCCUUGUGUUAUUGUAUAGGGGCCAUUGCCUCGGUGUGUUUGCCCUGUCACUCUAAUGAUGUCAAUAACAGAACUCCAAACACUCUGAUACUAAUCUUUGGAUGUGUGUGUGUUUAUGUGUUUCAGAAACCAGCCAACAUCCUGGUGAUGGGGGAGGGUCCAGAGCGAGGCCGCGUUAAAAUCGGUGAGUCAGAAACAUUAAUCUGUUAACCUGUCGAGCUGUUGGACUGAGUGUGUUGGAUAUAUUUAUACAGCAUGGAUGUUGUUGAUGGUCUCUGUCCUCUGUAGCCUGGAUCAAUAAGCUGUUGAACUGCUGGCUUUCCUCUGGCUGUAGCUUUUAACCUCUGGGUGAGAGGUCCUCAGGUCAGAGCUGGUAUAUAAGCCACUCAGGGUCUGCUGAAGGGUAAAGUUGCAGAAUUGCAGUCUAUUUUUAAACUCUUUGACUGACUGCUGCAACACUACCCAACUAUUGUUCCAGAACUAAAUGCUACAGCUACGACUGCAGAGUGUGUGCAUGAGAGUGUGUGUGGGAUUGUGUGUGUGUGUGUGUGUGUGUGUGUGUGUGUGUGUGUGUGUGUGUGUGUGUGUGUGUGUGUGUGUGUGUGUGUGUGUGUCCGAUCAGCUGCUGAAACAAGAGAGCACCUUUACAGAGAUCAAAGUCACCUAACACCAUCUGUAAAGCAGCUGAACCAUCCAGUCUUUAUAUUAGGAUAUUCCUGACUUCCAGCUCCUGAUUAACCAAACCCCAUGCUGUGACCACAGGGAAAAAUCAAAACAGAUAAAGUUUGCUUUUCUGUGAAUUAUAUUUUAUUAUAUUACUAUGUAAUAUUAUAUAUAUAUAUAUACUGUUAAAGUUCAUUAUAAGGGUUGGCUGACAAUUUCCUUUGAUGUGAUGAUAAACCAGAAAAGGUAUUAAAUAUGUGCGUAUGAUCAUAAAUCUCAUGUUCCAGCAUCUUUUGCUUAAGUCAAUUUAUUCAAAAUACAACAGAAAACACCCCAAAAGCUAAAAGAUCUGAAAGAGGAGACCACUGGUUCUAAAUAACCUGCAAGAUGAUAUUAAAAGAUCACAAUUGUAUAAGAUAAUGUUCAGUAUAAUAUGAACCAGUUUAAGCACUGAAUAUUAGAACAAAGAUCUUUAAAAAUUGAUAAUUGAAAGGUUUUUUUCUGUUUUUUUCACACAUUUUCGAACCUGUUUGCUCCGAUUUAUUGUUGUUAUGGCUUAUCUUAUUUUGAAUUAUUAUUAUUAUUGUUAUUAUUAUUACAGCCCUUACAAUGUCAGUCGUCUGUCAGGUCUUAGUUUAUGUUUUUUUUUAGAUAAGGAGGUAUAAUCUGAGGUGUGGGGCCUCUCGAUGGCCGUAAACUCUCAGCUCUCUAUCUGCGUUUUUUAAAGUCUCUGUUUGUUCUCUUCCUCUUUCUCUCCUCCUCUCUCUUUCAUUUUUAGCGGACAUGGGUUUUGCUCGGCUUUUUAACUCCCCCCUGAAGCCUCUCGCUGACCUGGACCCUGUAGUGGUGACAUUCUGGUACAGGGCCCCUGAGCUUCUGCUGGGGGCCAGGCACUACACCAAAGCUAUCGGUAGGUGAGGUGUUAGGUGUGAAGGUGGAGUCAACCACAGCUUCUACUGGAGUUUUAAUGACUCACUAACCCCCCUCCCACCUACCUCUGUACAGAGUUGUACAGUAGAUAUCCAUCUGAUAGGCUCUGAGAGUCCAUGCAUGGUUGAAUUCCUGUUUUUUUUUUCCAACUGUUCAAACAGAAUAUUUAUCCUCAGCAAUCAUUUCUGGCCUUAGCACUUUAUUCAGUCACAUUAAACACUAGUCUAUGGCUAUUAAUGGUUAAACAGGUAGUGAAGUGGAUGCACUCCCACCAUUACAGGUCCAGUUUUAGCCAGCUGAGGUAGCCUGUUGGUGCAGGACCAGAACAAAGUCUUAAGUUAACCAUCUAUCUUAUUAGUAUGAGAGCUGCUGCUGCUGCUGCUGUCAUGUGGGGUCAGGCUUUGUCAGAGCCCAAACUUCCCCAUACUGCCCUACAGGCCACAAAGUACAAAGCUUUGACAUCUCAGAGCACAUCAGCUGAUAAUCACAAUGUGACGCCUGCGUAUGUCUGUGUGUUCAUGCUCCAGAUAUCUGGGCCAUUGGAUGCAUAUUUGCAGAACUUCUAACGUCGGAGCCCAUCUUUCACUGUCGACAGGAAGAUAUCAAGACCAGUAACCCUUUCCAUCACGACCAGCUGGACCGGAUAUUCAGCGUCAUGGGUUUCCCUGCAGGUCUGCAGACACACACGCACGCACGCACGCACACAGUCAGCUGUUGUAGGCAGCAGGUUGCAGCCUGUAAUUACUGAUAUCAUUACAGUAAUGACAAUUACACUCUUAGUGAUACAGCAGGUGACAAGCAUCUCUACAUGACUGAUCUCAAACCAUCAUCAUAAUUUUAAUUCACAGUCUCUUUAUCUGUUUACUGAUAGUCGCUCUGUGUGUUAAAAUACACACUGCUUUGUCCCCCCCAGUGUGUGUGUGCACAGAGAUGUAUAUUCUACAGCUCUUACAAACGCUUUGAGUAUAUUUUGACAUCUUUAAACAUUUACAGAGCAGUUUAAAUAUUACAAGCAAACAGUAUUACCCCCUCUACAUGUUUACUAUUCGUAGAUGAAGGGAAGUGUACUGUAGGUUAUUUUCCUAUCUGCCCUUGAGUGCAUGUCCUUGAGGGGUUUGUCAGUCAGGAGCACUGUGAGGCCAUGUGGUAGUGUGAGUGUCACCUUUUGCAAUGACAUGUUUAGGUAUUAAUUUGUAAAAGAACCAUCAUGAAGAGCCAUAUGGGAAAAAAACAAACAAACAAACAUCCGUAAUACUCCAUUUUAACUCAUUCACUGUGAAAAAUGAAAAGCUACCAACUCAUAGUAGUAGUAGUCGUCAUAGUCUAUCCAGACCGAGACUCUUUAAAACAGACACAACUGUGAUUUUUUUUAUGUGGUUAUUGUGAUGAUUUGCUCAAAGGACCUGGAAGUGAGCCUCAGACAGGAGUAGGGGGUGAUCAAGUUUUAUUCCAAAUAAAGAGAAUUGCUAAAUGAAGUUCAAACAGCAAAGACUGUCCAGAAGUAAAGGGUCUGCAGGCUACAAAGACAGAACUGAGAGGAAGACAUGUUCAGUUUUUUUCUGUUUUAAUCUUAAAAGCGCCUGUGAGACAUUUUUUUUUGGUCAUGAAAUUAUUACAGAAACCUUUUUAUAGCCUACAAAAGCAAAUCAGGAAUCAGCAUAAAUGGGCAGAUGUGAGGACAAGAUCAGCAAAGAGGGCACACUUUGUCCACCGGGGGCGCCAAAAUCAACACAAACUAAAAGUUUCCCUGUGCUUUGAAAAAGAUCAUUUCACUGACUGGUUAAAGCAUUAAAUCUUGCUACUAGAUUCAUUUUUUGUAAAAUUUAUAAACUAAGCUUACAGAAAAUAUGAUAGAAAAUAACUUCAGAGUCUGUCUUUGUUUGUAAAAACUGUUUUUGACUUUUGUGUGCACGUAUAUUUCAUGAAAAGCAGAGAGUCUGGGAGAGCUGCAGUUAAAAAAAUCUUGGUGACAGUGAGUUUUCCAUUGAGUUUGUGAAGUGAUUGUGUGUUUGUGAAACUGUGAGUGUGUCUGUGUGUCCUCAGAUAAAGACUGGGAAGACAUCAGGAAAAUGCCUGAAUACCCGACCCUGCAGAAAGACUUCAGGAGGACAACGUGAGUCCAUGCCCUGACCCUGAUCAGAACCUCACAGACUCAUGAAACAGAUUUGAAGUCUUAAUAUAUUACUAAGUACGAUCAAAUAUAAUGAAAUAUAACCAAAGAUCACUCACCACAGCUGAGUGCUGUUUUCUCGCCUCGCAGGUACGCAAACAGCAGCUUAAUCAAAUACAUGGAGAAGCAUAAAGUCAAACCAGACAGCAAAGUUUUUCUACUGGUAGGUCUGCACACACACACACACACAAACACACACACACACACACACACACACACACACACACACACACACACACACACACACACACACACACACACCUCUUUUUAUUUGGUAUCGGACUGUCAGCUCUGCCAGUCUGUCGCACUGACCCCCAUCAUGAUGAAGUGCUUUGAAAUGCUGGUAAAGGAUCACAUACUGAAUGACAAUAAAAGUCUAAGUCCAGAGCUGAGGCAGCCUGACUGGAUCUACUCUCGCAUUAGACAAACUGUACCGUGCUCUGGCAGGUUUAAAGCCUCAUGAGCUUUAGUCCAGUUUCUUUGAUGGGAUAAGUUGAUGGCAAUAUUCAUUCAGCUAUUUUGGGAUAUCAGCGAGGCAUGAUGAGAUCCAAACAGAAGUGUGAAUGACAAAAAAGUUGGGUAUCAUCUGCAUAGCAACAGUUUGAGAGCCCAUUUGAGCAGAUGAUUGCACCAUGUAAGGGAGUGUAUAAUUAAAAGAGAGGGGUCCAAGUAUUGACCCUUGAGGGAUUUCUGUUGCUGAGCUGUCAGUUUUGGACACUUCCCUCCUCCCAGAUACUGUAAAAGAUCAGGGACCUGGGAGAAAGGAUAUGAACCAGUAAAGGGAAGGGAGCUGAAAACUAUCUUUGGGUGUUUGCAGUUAUCCUUUUAGCUGCUGCGGUGCAGUUUCAAUAGAGUGGCUCUAAUUAAAGUUCCAAAAAAAAUUUUUUGAAUAGGAAAUCAGGAAUGAACCUUUAUCUUGUUUAUUCCAUGCUAACAACAUUUCAGUUUUAUGCAUUAUUAUUAACACAAUGUACAAACUCUAAAUGCCUCAUCAUGUAAGAUAAUCUUGACCUGGUGAGUUCAGAUUCUAAAAAUGUUGGCAAAGGCUAAGAACAAAAUUUUGCUUAUACAAAAGAUUUCCUCAAUGGCAAAUGUAAAAACAACAAUCAGAUGCAGACAAAACCACAUUCUUUACCAUAUAUGGGCAUUCCAAAGACAUACAGCUGUUAAGUCAUAGACAAGGCACACAACUAAGGGUCUGAUCUACUAAGAUUACAAAAAAACAAGCACUAAAUUGCAUGUGCAAACUAAAACAUUGCACAUGCUUUAGUGGCUGUGUUUUGGGGAAUCUACUAUGAGUGAGUGUGCAAUUGAUAACAGGUGCAUAAGUGGUGCAGACCGCCCUGUUUAAAUGAGGAUUUUGCGUGCACCGGCUGUCACUAUGGAGAGUUUGGGAGAACAGAGUGGCCUUAAACAAAAGAUGAAUGCCAGGAGGUGGAGAUAUAAACCCUUUCUUCCGUCGGUCAUCAUGGGAAAUGUCAACGCCCUGCCCAACAAAAGCGAUAUGUGAAGACUGAGAAAGCAUACCCUGAGUGCAGUCUUCUGUGUUUUACUGAAACCUGGUUGACUCAAAACAACUCAGACUCCAGUGUGGAUCUACCUGGAUUCUCUCUCAUAAGGUCAGACAGAGAUGCUAAAACUAGUGGCAAGAAGAAAGGAGGAGGUCUGGCUUUAUUUGUUAACCUGAGAUGUUUCAACUCUUCACACAUGACUGUCAAGGAGAGGAUGUAUUGUCCAGAUAUUGAACUGUCGGCAGUUGCUCUUAUGCCAUAUUAUCUUCUUUGGGAGUUCAGUCAUAUCAUAACAAUACAUCCCACCCAAGGCAACAGCUGAAAUCCCGUGUGAUGUUCUCCUUGAUACUGUUGCUAGGAUACAAACUAAACACUCUGAGGCACUAAUAAUAAUAUCAGGAGACUUCAACCAUGUCACCUUCUCCUCUCACCUGACUGGAUUCACACAGCUUGUGAACUGUCCUACCAGAGAAAUUAAAACCCUGGAUCUACUGUAUGCCAUCAUCAAAGAAGCUUACAGAGUCACUACCUCACCACCACGGGGCAAGUCAGAUCAUAACAUGGUCUAUCUGCAGACCUGUUACAAACCUUGUGUACUGAGGCAGCCUGUGACUAAAGUCAAAAUCAGAAGAUGGACUCUUCAAGCUAGUGAAGCUCUAAGGAACUGUUUUGAAUCAACAGACUGGACUCUGCUGCUGGAGGACAGUAUGAACAUUGACAGACAGGUUGACCGCUUUACUUAAUACAUCAAUAACACAGUUGUACCGACAAAGACUGUUUGCUGUUUCCCCAACAACAAACCCUGCAUCACAAGUGAGCAAUCCUCAAAGUUUUAAAAUCUAUUCUACUUAGUGUGGUGAAGAGAGUAUUACUUCAUCAAGUGGUUUCAUCUUUAAAGCAGGUGGUAUGAUAGAAAGAAGUCUGUUGAAUGCCAUCUUUAUGGGACUGACUGGAAUGUUAAGCUUUUUAUUGACUAGACAGAGAAUAUGCAUAUCCUCAUGAUUCCAAGGUUUUGCUCAGAAUUACAGCUGCUCCUCUUGUACUCUGUGAUGUGUAGCUCACUGCAGUGCAGUGUUUAAUUGUUUGAAAGGAUCCCCAUUAGCUGCCACCAAGGUGACACGCUAGUCUUUUUGGGGUCCACACAGCAAGAUAAUCCAAAACACAGAACAUAAUACAGGAUACACAUGACAAUCACAAUUCACAUCAUUUACUAUGAUAAUUCAGUUUGUGUAUGUUCAGUGGGCAAUUGUCUGUUGUUAAUGCCUGUUGUCUCUUAUUAUCCCUCUCAUUUCCUGACUGGGGCAAAGUGAAAUGUUUCUAUAUUUCAGAUUUGAAAGUUUCUGGAGCGUCCACAAUAUCAAAAUCAUGUCUUUGUUCCUCAUCACUAAUGCCACAGCAUGCCAUUUUAGCUGGAAAAUAUAUAUAUAUAUAUAUAGGUGAAAGUGAAUAAACUGUUCAUCCCUGAUAGAAACAGGUCCUCUCUCUAACUCUGUGUUCCUGUUUGCUCUUAGCUCCAGAAACUCCUCACCAUGGACCCCACCAAGAGGAUCACAUCGGAGCAGGCACUACAGGACCCCUACUUCCUGGAGGAUCCAUUACCGACCACAGAGUGAGCCUCACUGAACUGUGGUUCAUGCGUUCAUUCUUUCAUCCAUAUAUUCUGCAGGGGUUUAUGAUCAGAGUGAAAUUACUGCCUCUCUGUCCUCCUCAGUGUGUUUGCCGGGUGUCAGAUCCCCUACCCGAAGCGAGAGUUUCUGAAUGAAGACGAGCCUGAGGAGAAAACAGAAAAGGUAAUUAUGAUUCAUGCUGGAGAAAUCAUACAUUUAUCUCUGCACCAAUUUUAACAAGUACAUCAGUUUUCAGUUUUCAGAGACAGAUUUAGCAUUAUACAGUCAGUUUAACCACACACCAAUAUCAGUAGCUGCUGAACUCAACCUCCACAGCUAAGUGGUUUGAAAUCUUAUCUACUGUAAAAUAACUGAGAUAAGUUCCACUUAUUGUCCAGUUUGGACCUGUUUCAUGAUUAUCAGCGCUGGUGUAUUUAUUAUCCUUUCUUAUUAGGAUUCUACUACCUGCUGUAGGAGAUAGUACAGACAGCCUUGUUGAAUGCCAUCUUUAAAACACCAUUACCAUGUAGUUUGCUCAUUAAAGCGCACUCUGACUUCAUAGUUUACUAUAUGCUAAGCAUGAAUGACCAUCAUGCUUGUUGAGGAAAACUUUGAGAUAGUAAGAUGUAAGCACAGGUAAAAGGCUCUGACCACUACUUUAUUCAGAUUUUGCUUGGCUUACCAUCAUUUCAACAAAGUACUACUCAGUUAAUAUCAUACUGCAGAAACUAUCUCUCACUUGACCCAACUAAGAUGUCAGUUAUGGCUUCAUGUAAGGAGUUCUUUGCACUCUCUGUUAAUGAAGCUACAGACACCCUCUGCUCCUCACUAGACCUCUGGACAAACUCUGCCCUCUGGUGUCCAAGCCAGCUCAAAAUACUCCACUCUCUCUGCUUUCAACUCUCUCCUCUCUACUUCAAACCCACAACCCUUCACCAUGUUUACUCCAGACAUGUUUGCCUCAUACAUUACUGACAAGGUUGCUACCAUCAAUCCUUUGAGCCUGACCAACUCAGCUUUUUGCCACCAGCUAGUGAUUCCUCACUUAGCUCAUUCUCUCCACUGAGCAAAAGCAAAGUCACCAGUUACCCACUCUUUUUAGUUACCACACUUUGCAGGACCAUUAUCUGUCAAAAAGGGUGGUCAGUCUAAGAAGGCUGUUUACAUGUGCUGUUACUAGAGUGGUGUAUUUAGAUUUAGUUUCAGGUCAGACAACAGAAAAUUUUCUCUUAUCUUUUGAGACAUUUAUUGCAAGGUGAGGGCUAUGCAGUUAUUUACUUACACAGUGCCAGAACAUUAAAAAGAGCAGACCAAGAUCUGAAGGAGCUUUGGAAGUCAUCCCAAGGAUCUGAGUUUAAAUGGUUUUCACUGACAAGGUAAUAACAUGAAAGUUUAUCGCUGAGUGACGCAUCAGAGCCUCCACCACUCACACCUUAUUUCCUUGUUGAAGAAAGACUAACCUCUCUACCACCAAAGACUUUCUCCACCAUCUCAGGCAACAAACGUGAGCAGAGAAGACAUGGGUUGGACAUUGAAAUGCCAAUAGAGACUGUUGACCAACUUUUGGUCCAGCUGCAAAAAAAGGACUACUUGAUGGACUUGAAGUCAGCGCACAUGUGUGAGACACCACAGUUGGAGAAGAAAACAUGCCCAGGCAGACCUGGAAAAUGGGCAGGAUCACAGGGCUGUUUCCAGGGAGAGAUCGACUUAUUUGUUCUUGUAAUGUUCAUACUUCUACAGGCCGUUUGUUGAAGAGACCUUUUCAGUUGAUUGAAAAUGUUGUGUAGUAGAGCUUCAGUUGAUGAAAAGGCCUGUCUCUUUUCAGUGAACUGCUUUGUGUUCCUUUUUUAUUGUAAACAGAUGAAAAACUAACACAAAACAUGGACAUCUUUACCAUCCUCAACUUCUUAGCAAUCAAGUAGCAACGACAAGCACCAUUCUUUUUUCAAUUUCAAAAUAAGAGCACUUCAAAAUAAAAACAUUUCCUGGUGCUAUUCUUCCUAAAUCAUUGUAUUAGCACAUUAGUUGACUCUUAUUCAUGUCAAUAAUGUAAAGGUAUCCAGGUUGUCCACUGUCCUUGCUGCCACUGACUACAGGCUCUGAUUUUAUAUCGCUCCUCCUCCAUCUUGGUCAUCUCAGAUAUAUCACCAUCUCGUUCCUCUCCUUCCUUGAGGCUUUUGACCACAUCAGGGUAGCUAGUCCUCACCCAAGGCCUGUUUUCUAAGAUUGUGUACUCCCAGCAUCCUUAAGGUGCCUCAACCUGCAUAUGGCCUAUUCAAGUGCUUGCUCAGCUUUCAAUUUCAGUUCAGCACAGGGGCUUCAGUGUUCUGUACAGAGGGGUCUGCUGAGGCUCUCAACUCUAGCUCAAGCCUUACCUUCUCCUGCAUAUAGCUGAGGUUAAUAGACUUUAGAGAUAGCUGAAAUGCAUUCCUUCAGACUAGGCCUACAAUGGAGAAGCUCUGUGGUAGUCCCGGCAACUUCUAAAUGUAACUAUGGGCUACCGAGUCCAUCGUCAAUACUGUGGAGGUUGCUUGUAUAGAGUGAACUGAGCACCAGGCUUUCAGUUUUUCAGGGAGAUGGCUUCUGUUGAUCCUCUCAAAGCCUUCAGAGAGUUGUUUUAGGACAGUGGCAGGCUCGUGUUUGUCUGACAGAUCAGCGGUGUACAGUUUUCUUAGGCUUCAGACAGGUUGUAAUGGAAUCUUUUCUCCAUAUACUGAGAAAGAGAUGAUGUCAAUCCUUGUUCCUUCCUGUAUAGAAAGACUGCAAGACUUGAAGGGUUUGAUCCUCGUUCUGGCCCAAGUGACAAAUUCCUCCAGUCUUUUUAGGAAUCUGGCAGUACAAGCUGCUUUUGCAAGGAGGCAUGUCACAUCAUCCAUGUAGCUCUGCAAGGCUAGCAUGCACUGACCUGACUGUGAUCUGACUCCUAAAACAAUCAGGAUGAUUUCAAAGGCUGCAGUGAAAAUGAUGGGAGAGAUAGAGUAACCCAAUGCUAUGCCUCUCUCCAGCAGAUGCCAGCCAGUGGUUCUAACCUGUGUUGAAUAGCAGACAUGAAAACUGCCAAAAUGUCUGGACACAUUCUGCACUUACUAUGACAGCAUGGCUUUGUUCAAGAAGAGCCGUGCUGCUAAACUGGUCUGCCUGCAGUCCAGACAUGUACUAUACAAUACGAUACGAUACGAUACGAUUUGACAUGACACGAUACGAUAGGAUAUCAUACGCUAUGAUACGACACGACACAAUACGAUGUGAUACAAUACGAUAGGAUAUCAUACAAUACAAUACUAUACUAUAUUAUACUAAACUAUACAAUUUAAUACGAUACAAUACAAUACUAUAUGAUACUAUACACUUUCUUGUCCCCUGAGGAAAUUUGUCUUGGACUCCAAGAGCUGCAGAGAUAAAGCUGCCAACUGGUGACACAAAGUACUAGACCUAACAAAGACACAGUCACAUGACCCAAGCACAUUGCACAUACCAAUAUUAUAUAAUACCCAUAAUAUACACAUAUUGCACAAGAAUUCCACAGAAAUUGUCAAAAGAAACACAUCAACAAAAGACAGCAAUGACGAGGAACAAGACACAGCAGGUGAGACAAGGCAAACAAGACAAAAAAGAAAAUGACAAGAUAGCAAGAUAACAUAAUGACUUUAUUGCACUAUCCAGACAUAUUUAACGAAACAUUAUUUAAAUACCUAAUUGAGGUGGGCAGGAAUGAGUUUUUAAAACGGUUCAGUCUACAUUUUGGGACUCUGUAUCACCAAAUGUAGACUGAACUGUUUUAAAAACUCAUUUAUGCCCACCUCAAUUAGGUUUUUAAUGUUUUGUCACCAAUUAAAAAGAUUGGGCACAUCAUGACACAAAAGAUACGACAAAGGAGACCCUGAACUGUUGAGCUGCUGAAAUACUCUAUUAGGCAAGAAUGGGACAUUUCCCUCUACAAACUCCAGAAACUGGUCUCCUGUGUUCACUAAUAUUAACAGAGUGCUGGUAAAAGAAGAACUGGUGGCACAUAAUGAGAAACGUGACGCUUUAACUAAUUUUUACAAACAUGACCUUAUCCCUUUUGUCUUUAAGAGAAUCCAUAAAUGAAGGGAGUCAAAAUAUCUGGAGUAAAGUUCUUAUUUUGGCUCUGAUGGUUAUUUAGGGUGCUGAAUAUGAGAUGAAGAGGCAUAUUAUAAUGGAGUGAUGUGGCUGUUCAAUGUCUCCUCUGAACUCUUUUUUUCAGUCAGAUUUAAAAGAAAAAAAAACACAUUUAUCAGUUUUAUUAUUGGUGGUGAUGUCCUUGAUUGCCUCUCAGGCUGCUGUAGCUAUAGUCUGUAGCUCUUUGCAGGCUCAGUCACACAGAGAGCAAUCCUCUCUGCAGCAGGAGCUUAAACAAAUAAGAAUAUAAAUGAUAUAAAGAGCAGAGUGUCAGAGGCACUGAGGUGAGACACAGGAGGAGGCAUCUUUGUUAAUGCUUGAACAGUUGAGUAACUACACCUGUCUCUAUGCUCCUGAGCACUCAGAGUGUUUUCAUCAGACUGAGAGUUGGUGUGACUGCAGAGAAAAGUGGGUCAGACUAAAGCCCAGAUUCUUGCAGAGAAACCAGAUCAAACUCUUCAAGUCUCUGAUCGGUUCACACUGGCUUCACUUCUGAUGAUUUUCUGCUCACAGAUAGACUCUCAGGCACUCCUCUAUACCCCCCCCCUCUCCUCAGCAGAACCAGACCCAGCAACACCAGCAGACCACGGGCCAGACCCAGACCCAGAACCAGCAGCAGAUGACUGCCCAGCAGGCGCCCUCCCAGCAGAGCUCGGCCCAAACCAAUGGCACCACUGGAGCAGUAGGGGGCACUGCAGGCACAGGUCUACAACACGGUCAGGACCAGGGGCCCCCCAACAAGAAACCUCGCAUUGGGCCCUCAGGGGCCUCCUCAGGCACUGGGGUGCUGCAGUCAGACUACCAGGUGAGGAGAGACAGAGAGCGGUAUAUCAUGCAGUGUAAUAACUUAAAGGUCCCCUAUUUUGGCAUUUUUUAUCAAGUUUAAAUUGGCCCCAGAGGUCCCACAAUAGCAAAUUUGAAGUUUGUUGUCUAAAACACCAGUUUAUUUGUGGACACCAGCCAGCCUGUACCCUCCUCUUUUUGAGCUCCACUGAGAACGGGCUGAUUCUGUACCUGUACCUUUAAAUGACAAUGAGCUGUUUGUAAACAUCUUCCUCCCCAAGGCCACUCUGAGUUGCUGGCACCGCCACUGUACCACAGCCUUCCCGCGCCCCCGAGAAACACCCGCUGCUCACGAGAAUAAAAGUAAAUAGAAGUGAGUCCAAAGACAAAUACCAACGAUGGUGAAACUUACAGCUUCCACGUUAGAAUUUGGGUCCCUGACACGGACAGUAGGUACGGAUCCGGGUUUUAUCUUCAGCUUCUUAGCGAAUCAUGCUUUGAACUGCCCCUCGUUGGUAAAACAGUCUGAGGUGAAUGGCUUGCGCACUCAUACGACAUUUUCGGAGAUGUUGUGUACAUUUCAAUCAAAAAUAAAAUUAAUCCACUGGGUCCUCAAAUCCUCAAAUAGACUUCUGUCCUUGUUUGUGCAGCCAAGAACCAAGCAACAACUGGGUCGUAGCUUCAACAUGGUUGCUGUACCGAGGCGGCGUAUACGAGGGGAAAAAAUGGCGGAUACUGCCUUAGCGAAGAAGUUUUAGAGGGCUGGGCUAAAAAUUAUCAGGGGCGCUGCCACUAACACGUAGGAGGGGCUUAUGAGGUUAUGUUGUCAUACCUGCACAGCUUUUCCAUUCGCCCAUUUGCGCUCAUGUUUUCAUAGAGGAGGGGAAAGCAAAAGAGAGAGAGAAUGAAAUUUUUUCAUGCUGGGAGUGGAGGGGCGUUGUCGGCUUCGAGGAGAUGGUGGUAUUAUUGGUAGAAAACCACCCAAAAGUGGAUUUUUCAUAAUAGUGGACCUUUAAACUCUCUGAAACUUCAUAAUAAUGUAUAAAAAAGAUGUCUGACUCUGAUCAUCCUGUAGAGUCUGCCUCCAUGAUUCAUUGUUAGCACACAUGUUCAGACCCUGCAGUCAACUCGCCAUGUUUCCUCUUUCUUUCCCAACAGCAUUCUGGACCCCGCAUUGGUUACCAAAGCAACGUCCAAGGCUCCACCCAGGCCCAGAGCACCAUUGGAUACUCGUCGUCAUCGCAGCAGAGCUCCCAGUUCUCCCACCAGACCCACCGUUACUGAGGCUUUCACUAUCCUCCACCGAGAGUCGCACCCGUCCCCCACUGAUUAUGACAUCAUUUCAGCCCCUCAUCCCUGUCCCUCACCUGUCCUUGACCACUGACCUUCUUCCCAACCUGAUGGUAAACUCCAGCUCUGGAUCCCCACUGCAGACAGAUAGAGGGGUCCUGACAUGCUGAGGGAAGUCCAGACUAGUGGGACUUUUGCUGGCUGAUGGUUUCAUACUGUAAGAUAGACGUUUGGACGUAGAACAGCAGCACUUAGAGACAGCUGUCUCCUCAGCAGCUGUUUUCACACUUGUACAUUCUGCAGCACCUUUUUCUAUCCCUCUCUUAUUACUCUGGUUAACCCUGAUAGCUGAUGUCACUGUAAAUAUUGUUCCAUAUAAAAGAGAUGAGAGAGGAGAAAUAGGAGGAAGAGCCCUUUACACUCACCUCUACAUCACCUUUAUGAAUAUGAACUGUAAACAGAGAAGCCUCUGAGCUGACACUCUCCACGAAGUCAAACUCUCCAGAGAACAAAAUCAGCUCAUGCUGCUUGGAGCACAUGCAGGGAAAUAUUUACAUGAACCCCACCUCCUGAUUCUGUGCUUUUAGUGUCACACCUGUCUUUACCAGGUUGAGAUUAGGACAAUAAGAGCAGAGAUAUUACAGCUCCACUUCCACUCUGCUCCGAUCCACUCCAUCACUUUUACAGACAGACUACAGAUGGCUGAAAGCCAAGAUUCCUGUCCUCUGACUGCAAUAGCAGCGUUGUUUCAACAACGACAGCAGCUCACUCGUAUCUCUGUGGACACUCAUAUCUUUGUGGACACGUGUCUUUGACUCUAAGGGUUCUGGACUUGAGCGUGUGCAUUAACCUCCAGGGCAGCUAACAGACCGCCCUCUCUUGACAUUCUUUCAGACUGUUACCGCGUGAUGUCAGAUUGUUUUUUUAUAAGAUUUUACUGCUAUUAUUGUUGCCCUGCAAGUGUGUGUGAGUGUGCGUGUGUGUGUGUUUGUGUGUGUGUGUGUACAUGAUGUUUUUUAUGCAUGUCGUUGAUCUUUUUACUUUUACUUUAUUUGAGCUACAGAGAGCUGGAACAAAUGGGGUGUUUAAAGUAUGUCAUCUCCCUCUGCAAACCUGUUGACCAAUCACAGAGCAGCACUCUGAACUCUCUUAGGGCCUGAUCUACUAAAGGUCUGUGCGUACAAAAACACGUGCAAACUUGAUUGCGCUCGCAAAACUGAUCUACUAACCAAGCGCACCGAGGGUUGCGUCAAAUAAGCAAAACAGAAUGAGCAGUUUAUGGAGUGUGUUCGCUUUCAUGAAUAUUCAAAAUAUUUGAAGAUUAUCAGAAUGCACAAAAUACUGGGAGGAGGAGAUGAAAAUGUAAUCAUCCAGCACCUACAAUGUGAUUUAUCAAACCCUGAAACUUAUUGCGGUCUGUGUUUCUGCAUCUAUAUUUAGCAAGAUUGAAAGGCAAGUGCAAACUGGCAGAGCAUUACGCAAAUACAGCUGCGGUCAUUGUGGCGAGAAGGAAUCAUAGAUGUAAUGACAGACGACGGAGAGAGAGAGUCUUCUGUUUGCAUGUCAACAUAUUUAGACUGUUAGAAAUAAGAAUAGUAUAGACCAUAGUCUGUAUAUAGAAUGGACAGACUCUGCCUCCUCGCUGAGUGAAGCUACUUCGAGAACAGCACCCUCUGUUGAUGGGCUGCAGUAUAGGUCAUAAAUCCCGCCUCCGCCAGCAAAGCUUAAAGAGCUGUGGUCAAACUUUAGAAAUUUAUUACACAGAACAUAAUUUUUUUUCCCCCCUGCUUGUGAUGUUGACAUGUAGUUAUUGUAAGACUGAUUUGUGCUCAAGUCCUCUUUUUUCUGUGCAGUUCCGUUUAAAAGUUAUUAGGGGGUUCAUGUUUUCUUUGAUUGACACCUGAUACAGCCUAUUGGGAUUGCGUAGCUCACCAGGGAUACGCUGUUUGAGCCAACGUCACCACAGCGACUCUCGGCGAGUAUUCCGCCAAAUGCGCACAACCCUACUGCGCAGCGCUGGUUUCAGGAAGUGGAGAAAAAUCCCGGAAAUACGGGGAGCUAUUUGGGAGCUAUUUGGCUUCAAAUCCAUAUACAGGCAGGAGGCGGAACCAAGUUGUCCAUAGUAUAUACAGUCUAUGGUAGAGAAAUAUCGUCUAUCCAGCAAUGCCAUUUCUGAGCUACUGGAUGACCUGAGGGUUAAUUUCUGCCGGUCCCAAACCGGUUUUAUUCGCAGAGGUUUUAUUAGGGGAAAGUUUUUCCUUUGUUCUUCUGCAGAUAUCUUGCGUUCUUCUUUUUAUUUAAUCAGCAGAUCAUCUGGUUUUGCUCACAGCAUUCAUCUUUCAUCCCAAAUUGCGUUUCCUCUGGCAAAGCUAAGAUGUCUCUGCUGGAGUUCACCAGUGUGUUUGUUUGCCUCCUCCUCCAAGACCUCCAACUCCAUUGCUUCUUAUUUUAUUUUUUAUUGUUUAAGGCCACUCUGUUUUCCAAAGCUCUCCAUGGCGUGCAUGCAAAAUCCUCAUAUAAAUAGUGCAGUCUGCACCACUGCACCACCAAUCAUAGUAGAUCACCCGCAACACGCCCACUAAUAACGGCACUUGUAAUUUUUUAGCUCCUUAUUUGGGAUCUUAGUGGAUCAGGCCCUCAGACACAUGAAGAGACACCUAGAGCAUUCUUUUAAAAAGCCAAGGAGAGGUUAGCGACAUUAAUUCACUUCAACACAAAGUAAAUGUUUCAUGUUUCAAUCUGAACUUGUCCUGCCAUGAGCUCUCUUUCCUGUCCUAUCUCGAUAAAAACUCAUAUAACCUGAUCUUAUAUUAUUAAAUCUAAUCUGAUCUAAUGUAAUCUGAUGUGACCUGAACUAACAUGGCCUGAUAUGAUCAGGUCUGAUAUAAUCUGAUCCAGUCUGAUUUUAUCUCAUCUGAUUUAAAAUAAUCUGGUGUGAUGUGAUGUUAUAUUAUGUGAUGUGAUCAGAUCAUAUAAGAUCAGAUCAGAUCUUGUCCUGACCCUUGCCCUGUACCUGAAUCUUUGAAACCCUCACACAGACAAACCUGAAGUCACUCUGACAUUGUGCCAUCCAUGCUUUAAAUCCACUACAUCUUGCAGGAACCAACCAAUUCAAUGAUUUUCUACGAAAUCCUGCUUUUUUAAGGCUGCAGUUCUUUGUUUCCUGCCCUAAUGCUAAGCUUAACUAACAAGCUAAACUAAGCAUCACUCGAUGUAUAUUUAGAAUAAACUACACGCCUCUAUCCCUGCCUACUGAGAAGUGUUUGGUUAAAGAACCACCUCCAUGGAUGCUGAUGAUGUUUGGAGUGUCCUCUAAAGGCCAAUAUCAGAGUGAAACAGGACAUGAAACCUAAAUUUCAGUCCAAGUUAAAAACAAAGUCAGGUAUUCCCUCGUUUUUGUUGUUGUUAGCAUAUUCAGCUAACACCGGGAGAUAACAACACGAUAUGUCAUGGUUUGUACACAAAAGCAACAUAGCAGCAUGUCUACAGACUGGACAUGCACAAGACUGAGUUGCUAACGAACAUCACAGUGCACAAAGCUGUAGGAGCCUCAUCAGUCAACAGCGCAGUCAAUCAAACUGGUUUUCAAUGACUCAUUCAAACUAAUGAGCUCUGUGACAUCUAUCAGUAUGAUGAGCUCUAGCAAUAAAACGUGAGGAACAUCUAAUCUUGGCUUGGAUUUUACAGUUGGACUCAUGAAGUUUAUACGAAACACAUCACAUGAUGGUAAUGAUGAAUUUCCUUCAUGUUUUAUACACAAGGUUUUCAACUCCAGGUCACAGGUACGGGUCACAGGUGCAGGUGUUUAUUCAGACCCUAAACUGUCUUACUCAUACUAUGUACAGGUUAGAUAUUUCCAAUGAACGGCAGCUCAAAUGUCAACAGGCACACCUUUCUUUUUUAAGUCCCUGUUUUUUUCUCCAUCCUCAUUGAUCCUUUAAGGUCCAGCCAUAGUGCAGGUUGUACAAAAGAACCCAUGAUCCUAAGUGAACACGUUUGUGUUUUCUAGGAAGGAGCGUGUUUACAGACUUACGGUGUGUAUGGAAACAGUGACACCCUGUGGCUGGUUGGAGAACAGUGGUUAAUGGGGUUUAACCAUAGACUGCAUAUAGAAUGGACAGUGUCUGCCUCCUAACUGAGUGAAGCCACUCCGAGAACAGCACCCUCUGUUGAUGGGCUGCAGUAUAGGUCAUAAAUCCCGCCUCCGCCAGCAAAGCUUAUGGAGCUGUGGACAAACUUUAGAAAUUUAUUACACAGAAUGUAAAAUUUCUCCCCCCUGCCUGUGAUGUUGACAUGUAGUUACUGUAAGACUGGUUUGUGCUCAAGUCCUUCUUUUUUCUGUGCAGCUUCAUUUUUAAAAGUUAUUAGGGGGUUCAUGUUUUCUUUGACUGACACCUGAUACAACCUUAUUGGCGUUCAGGUACUGCGCAAUGUUGGUUUCAGGAAGUGGAGAAAAAAUCGUGGAAUUACUGAAAGCUUUUCAAAUCCAGAUACAGGCGGGGGGCAGAACCAAGUUGUCCAUAGUAUAUACAGUCUAUGGGUUUAACAUGAUGGUGAUGGUUUUAACCCAAUCACUGCAGACGAAAUGACUUCAUAGCAAAAUCAGACCCUGUGUUCAGAUUUGACUGAAGUCCUGAAGCCCCACUCUGCUCAUCAUCUGAUGAUCAUUCCUGACUCAGCCUAGGACUAAUAUAUAAAUAUAUAUAAUAAAAACACAGAAAAUUGCUUUCAUACACUCCUCCGGGUUUCACAUUAUUUAUUUCUGAAUGAUUUUCUGUUUAUCUGUUUGUGAUAGACCAACAGUUCCUUCUUCACUGACCUCUCAAAACCGCUGCAGGGUGUCCCCAAGAUGUCAGAUUUCUGUGUGAUCUGCAGAGAGAGUGAAUAUCAGCUGGCGCAGAUCAUUUCUGACAGAUGCUGAAAAAGAAGAGAUGGAAUGAUGUAUAUCCAUUUGAAGAGCUAUACUGAAUAAUUCUAAGCUGGUCUCUCUGGAUCAACACAAAGGUCAAAGGUUUCUCCUCCCUCUCACCAGUGUGUGUGCGUGUAUGUGUGUGUGUAUGUGUGUGUUUGCAGUCAGACUGAGUAGCAGCAAGGUGUCUCCAGUAUUACUGAGCACAGUGGAAGUCAACAUCUCCUAUGCAAACUAAAGAUCCAGCUCCCUGCCUGCAGAGACCGCAGACUCAGCAGUGGUUUUAGGGGCUCUGAAUAAAUCUGAUGGCUGGUGUGUUCAUUUCUGGUGUUUUGUGGAGAGCAGGAGUCAGACACAGCAGUCACUCAUGUCCUGUUUUUUGUUUUUUUUUUUUUACAGUAUUUUGAAGUGUACUCUAAAUGAAUUAUUGUAAAGAAAUGCAUAUAUAUGGAUGGUAUAUAAUCAUAUUUAUUGUUUCCAUACAUUUAUGAAUAAUGCCCAUGUUCUGAGCUUUCCUCUGCCUUAACUCUUGUAGCUAAAGAAAGAGACCUCUGUCAGGCGUCACUCCCUACUCUCUCCUGUAUGUCAGAGUUCUCCUCUUUCUUUGUAUAUCCACAUGUAAUCAUGUUUAGUAGCUGAAUGUGUUACUGCUGCCUCAGUGUACAGCACCAUGAAGGUGAGAUUACUUGUCGGGGUCUCUUUCGCUGUCCUCUGUAUUCAGCUCUGUCCCCAUCACUGUCUCUACAGGAAUGAUAUAGCUCCACCUCUUUUUUAUGUGGAUGGUGCCUUUUUUAUGUCACUCACCGUCUGAGGAUUUCAUGGGAAUUUGUUCAGGAGUUUUAUACCUUUUUAUUUCAUUCAGUGUUUUUGAUUUUUUAUCAUAGAGUGUGUAUAAGAAGUGGACAUAGCAGGUGAUCUCACCUAUUACUUUGUUGACGAUGCUGUCAGAGCUUAUAUGUCUUUUCUGGAUCUAUCAUGUUCGACUGCAACAGAAAAAUAACGAAGAGUCACGAUCCUGUGUAAAAUUUUAUCAGUUAGGAAAUCGUUUCAAAUUUAUAUUUAAAUGAAAAUAUGCAGAGACUACACACCAUGUUGUUGUAAUUCACACAGAAUGUGGUUUGUCAUUGUUUUGCUGAAAUAUGAAGGUCUUCCCUGAAAAAGUCAUUGUCUGGGUGGCAGCAUUGUAUGUUGCUCCAAAACCUGUUCAGAUUGUUCAGAUUUAAAGGGAUAUUCUGGCGUAAAAUUAAUUUAGGGUCAAACACGCUGUAACACCAAGUUAGACACCCCCUUGAGAGAUGAAUGUUGCCGACCACUUGCCUCUCUAGUUAUACCAACAUGAGCAAUGACCAAAUGAUAGCAAUACACAGCGGUCUACGUCUCCACAUGCAAACCCCAACCAAAAGCCACUCUAUAGCCACAAAUAAUGCUCAGAACAGCACCUAACAUCAUCAACAGCACAUACAGCACAACAGCCAUAGUACUAGCCACCAAACAUCUUUUUAGUUUUGACUAAUUUCUUCAGCAAAGAGACUAAACACAACUCACCCACUCUCCUCCAGCAGCCGCUUGUUUGUACAGAGACCUUGGACGAGUCCAUCAAUGGCUAGUUCUAUGGUUGGGACCCUAUAUGUACUGUUGAUGAAGUUAGGUGCUGUUCUGAGCAUUAUUUGUGGCAAUAGAGUGGCUUUUUGGUUGAGGUGUGCAAGUGGCUCCUGAGACCACUGUGUAUUGCUAUCACGUGGUCGUUACUUAAGUUGGUAUAACUAGAGAAGCAAGCAGUCGGCAACAACUAACUGUGUUAAUGUGUGUUUGACCAUAACUUAAAUUUACGCUGGAAUAUCCAGACAUGGAAGAUACCCAUGCCAUGGACACUUAUGAUCCCCAUUCCAUCAGAAAUGCUGGCUUUGAGCUGUGAGUCGAUAACAAGCUGAAUGGUCCCUCUUCUCUUUAGGGCAGGGGGACACAACAUCCAUCAUUUCCAAAAAGUAAUUCAUAUUUAGACACUGCCCCUUCAUUAGAGCAGGGGAUCUGAUAUCAAUGAUUCCCAAAAAGGCCGUCAAAUUUGGAUUAGUCAGACCACAGCAUAGUUUUCCACUUCCCCUCAGUCCAUCUUGAAUGGGAUCAGCGACCUCUGGUGUUUUUGGAUCAUGUUUCUCUCUGGUUUCCUCUUUGCAUUGUUCACAUUUAACCUGUAUUUGUGGAUGCAGUAAUGAGCCGUGUUCACAGACAGUGGUUUUUGAGUCCAUGCAGUGAUUUCCACUACAGAAUUUGUCUUUUAACGCAGUGCUGCCUGAGGGCCCGAAGAUCAGAGCCACCCAGUAUUGGUUUAGUCCUUGAAGAGAGAUGUCUCCAGAUUCUCUGAAUCUUUUAAUAUUAUAUACUGUAGAUGAUGAAAUCCACUAAUUAUUGGACACAUAACACUCAGGAACAUUAUUCUGAAAUGAUUGAAUUGUUUGCUCACAGUCUGUAACAGAGUGUUGUACCUCCCAUCCUUCCUUCUUAAAGACUCGACCUCUUAGAAAGUCUUUUUUGUACCUGGUUCCUGUAAGUGCUUUUUACCUCUUUGGUUUUUCCUUUCUCAACAUUUGACCUCUUUGGUUGUCCCUCUCACAACUUUUAGACCUGUUUGGUGGUUGCACUAAUAACUUUUUACCUGUAAGGUUGUUUCUGUUACAGCUUUUUACCUGUUUGUUUCAGGAAUGGGCAUUUUUAGUUAUCCCCAUGUUCAAAUAAUUGUACUUUGUAAACACUUUGCAAAAGAGCCCUUCACCCUGCUAUGCUUUUCUCAUACAUUUUCCACUCAUCACUGCAGACCAACACCAUCAGUUCACUCUUCCACUAAACUUUAUGAGGGCAUAUCUCCUCUCACAUUUGUUUUAAUUUGCAGGCUAAUCGUCUUUGCUCUGGUGUCAUCACAUUGGCAUAUGGUAACAGGGCAAGCAAAUGCUAUGAUGCGAGACGGCCUAUCAUCUGUCUCUGCCAUCUCUUCCCUGUGCUUUAUGCACAUGUGGUUAGGUGUCGGACAUGUAAUUACAGGAUAUAAAAAUUUAACACUGCAUGUUGCACAGCACAUUACUGUCAUCCUUUUUGACUAAACACUUCCACUUUUACUACUCCCAGCUGAUAUGAUGCAUGUACUUGUAAGAUAACUGAACUGCCAACCAAUGUACGAGUAGUGUAACAAUACUUGAGUAAUAAAAAUUACCAGAAGUUUUCAAUUACUUCAGUAUUUGUCCCCAUCACUAGUUUGGUUUUUCCUGUAAAAAUUUUACCUGUUUGGGUGUCCCUUUAACCUUUUUUUUCCUCUUACAACUUUUUACAAACAUGUUGCUGGCAUCAAAGUUUAAAAAUACAGCAAUUUUUCAGGGAAUAAUAACAUUUCAAUUGAUGUGUUGUCUUUGCACAUGAGUCUGUUUAAUGAAAGUAACGAUGAUUUCUCUAAUACUCAAAUAUCUUCCCCAUUCCUAGUUUAGUUGUUCCUGUUACCACAUAUCCCUUUACAAUUUUUACCUGUUAAGUUGUCAGCCAAAGUUCUUUUUUUUUUUUUUUUUUACGAACAUGUUAUUUAAAAUAUGCAGACAUUUUUCAGGGAAAAGUAACAUAUAUUAGUCUCAACAUUUGAUGUGUUGUUUUAGCACAUGUCAGUUGAAUGAAAGUAACCAUGUGUUCUCUAUUGCUCGAGUAUUCUUCCCCACUCCAGGUUUGGUUGUUCUUGUAACAAAUUUAUACCUGUUUGGGUACCCCUGUAACAAUUUUUUAACAGGUUAGGGUGUUCCUGUAACUACUUUUAAACUGUUUGGUUGCUCCUAAAACAACUUUUUACAGAUAUGUUGCCGACAUCAAAUUUAAAAUAUGCAGAUAUUUUUCAGGGAAUAACGACAUAUUUCAGUUACAGCAUUUGAUAUGUUGUCUUUCUGUCCAAAUAAAAUAUUUUCCAUAGGUUGCUGACUUUCAUUUAAAAAAUCAAUUUUUCUGUCAGUGAAAACAACUUUUUCAUCUUUUUGAGUCUAUAUUGGACUAACAUGAACCUGAUGAACUUUAAACUAGCUACAGAGGUCCUAAAAUAAUCAGAUUAUCUGAGGUGAUUAAGGAGGUGAGGAGAUGUGUCCUUUUCUUAGUCUGCCUUUACUGUACAUCUAAGCGGUGAGCUCACCCCUGCUGGCCAUCAAAGGGACUGCAGUUUUCAGACUGUGGGGCUGUUUCCACUUCUUAUAUACAGUUUGUGAUUGUGAUGGCCACUUUGUGUUUUGGGUCUUUUUGUCAUCACUGUGUAGCAUUUUGUUGUUUUUCUUUUUUUUUUUUUUUCAUGACCUGGAAACUAGCAGCUAAAAUCUAGGUGUUUAUUUCAGUGUGUGGACUUUACAGACUGUCCUAAUAGAGGAUGAUCUCUUUCUCUCUAUUAGGAACUUUCCUCACUCAUUACUAAACAUGUUUGAAAUGUUGUACAUAAAAAACACGUUUUAAGAAUUUCUCUUUGAGAUAAAAUAAUUGUCUUUAAUGCACUGUUGUUGCUCAGAUAUUUAGUGGAAAUAAACUAUUUAAUGUUUCUACUGUCUCGCUUUGUACUCCACUUCUGUCAAUGCAGCAGAUACUCCUCUGUGUAUGUUUGUGUGUGAGUGUGCAGCGAAACACUGACAUGGAGUUUGCCAUAGAUGAGUUUGUGACCGUCUUGGGGCGAAUCAACAAAUGUACAAAAGCUGAUUUGUUUAUUGUUGCAACGUUUUAUGAUGUC
Messenger RNA from Xyrichtys novacula (pearly razorfish), 60971 nucleotides. The record is from the annotation of a GenBank genome assembly. Lineage: Eukaryota; Metazoa; Chordata; Actinopteri; Labriformes; Labridae.